CUGGGGUCUAAGCUUGUCGGUUGCAUAAAAAAAAUGGCGGACAAACACGAAUAUUUGUGUACAAAAUAAAAUGUAGCGGUAUUAAGCUAAGAGAACCACCCGAGCAACUUUCGAGACCAGCUCCGGUAGAACAUACAAUGUACAGAACGAACAUAUUAUGUUACUAAAGCUUGACGUUCUAGCGUCAACCACAAUCAAGAGGAAGAAACCAUGGCCAAAGUUAGCAUGGCUUGGCAAGGUGAGCAUAAAACAUACAGUACCACUAAGAGUGGUAUUGUUUCCUCUUUUAUAUUGGUUGUUUGACUUUUCCUUGAUGCCCAGCUCAGUAUGAGAUGUAAUGUUACUUUAGUAAACUGCUUCAUGCUGAAAACCUAUACUAACCUUGUAUGUUUCUAUGUUUGCUAACGAUGGUUAAUUUUUGCAAUUUAAAAAGCUUAACAGUUAGCCCUUUCUUCAUUUCUUAGGAUGUUGGUGACUUAUUCCUGUUUGACUCUCAUCGGAUCAGCCAGUUGUAUUUACCAUCAGGAAAAACAAAGAAAAAAAUUCCUCUACUCCAAAACUAUCUUGAAGAUGUGCAAGGGUUUGGCAUUUCUCCAAAUGGUAAGAAAGUGUAUCUUCCCCUAUCUCACAUACAUACCCUGCAUGAGAGAUUGAUACAGUACUCAAUUAUUUCGAUUUAGUUGUAGAAAUCAGGAUUAAUCAUAGAAGCAUCUCUUGUACAAAUAUGAAACCUACCCUUAAAGGGACACAAGCCUAAGUCAUGAACCGUCAGUCCAAUAUUUUUCUGAUAAAUGGACUUGUACAGUAGAACCCCAUUAAUGCAACCACUGUCGGACUAUAAUACCCUGGUCCUAAUAAUGAGGUGAUUGCAUUAACGUGGUAUUCAAAAUAAUAAAGACUGAGCCCCUAAAAACACAAACCCAGUUUUUUUACAUACCAGCGUUAUUGCUCCACCAACAUAUUUUCUCCACCAGUAUUCUGUCCCCAAGGUGACAUGAUUUGAAAAACGAGACUUUUUAAGUGUUCCACAAAAUUUGAAAAUAUUGCCAAAAAAGAUUUCAUUGAUUUGAAUGGUUGCACCUUAGGAUAUUGUCCACAGACUCUAUAGUUAGAUGCACUUUUCAAGAUCCCACCAGUCAUUCUGGAAAUAAGGCUCAAGCACAUUCCUCUUUUAAGUAGAUACUGGAAAGUGUUCUCUGGGUGUCCACUUAAUGCAAGUUUCACUGUCAGUAAAGUAAUCUUGUUUGACAAAAAUACAAUAAAUUCUUCCUAAUACAGGCCUGUUUGUUGCUGGUGCAUUGAACUCAGGAAGAAUUUUUAUCUGGAACAAAAGCUUUGGCACAGUACAGCUUACUUCUGUGUUGGACAAGAUAAGAAUUGUCCACCCUGGAACAAGUAAGUGGCCUUAAACAAACAAUACCUCUUUCAUGAUUCUUUAGUCAGGGCAGAGACAUACGUGCACUCACACUUUAUGAGAGAGGAAUGGGUGUCAAAACAAUUUGAUAACAAUAAUAAAUAAAUAAUGAAGAAAUACAGACUCAGAGUAAAGAGUUUUGUAAAGCAAAGUAUUUUGAUCUAUCUAAAAAAUGUUUCCUCAGUCUUUUGAUCUUUUCAUUCACUAUCAAAUGUUUCAGAGUACUGCACAUGGAUACAAAAUUUUUAUGUUAGAUUCAGGCCUCUUUCCUUGUCCAAUAUUAGACCUAGUUUGCCAAUGAGUGUUACCUCCUCAACCAGCUAUUUGUUCUUUUGAUCCUCUGCUCUAAGCACUUGGAUAUCUUCAAGCUUGUUGCCAUGCCUAAAGGCAUACGACACUUUGGAAUUGUCAGGUGAUGGGUAAUCAUUUAACUGAUAAGAUGAAAUGAUGCAGAAGUUUGAUUUUGAAAGAAAAUGUCUACUGCUUUUUCCAGCUACAAAUUAAUCAGUGGGUUGCUUGCUCAUUUCAGGACACACAGGUCUGUUUCAGCUGUAUAUUUCAGACUGUGGAAGCAAGGUUUUAGUCCUGGUUGGAUUACGUCAAGUUUUUCUUUGGGAAACACAAGAAAAUAACGUAGCUGGGGAUGCCGGUAUGACCAACAUAGUUCUAGUAUCAAACAAAUUCCAUUUUCCAGUACAGUCUAAACUUCCUCAUUCCUUCCACACUUACAUGAAAAAUGAAGUUUUUUGGAUUGAUUUUAAUUUUUCCUUCGUACAAUUUUUUUCUUUUUUUUGCUUUUCAACUUUUACCCUUUUAUACUCAGAGUCAAUUGAGUAGGGUACAUGGAAUGAACGUUAAGCAUACAGUACAAAGACUUGAAUGUGUGUUCAAGCCCAGCCACCUCUAUAGGAGAGAAGGGGUUUAGUUUUGACUGAGCUGCAGCAAUGAGCCAUCUUCAGGAGUCUUCCCUGAGCAUGAUAGAGGGACACUGCAGUGUGUCAUUCUAAACAUUCUGUUUUGUUGUGUAUCUGCAGUUGGUGAUUCAUUGAAAGAUAUUUGGCUGCAGAUUCAGUGUGGAACUUAUCUUCUGCCAGAUGAAAAAGACAAAGAGACUGCUAUUGAUGGCAUAUUCUUUACUGAUCCAGUAAGUUAAUGUUGAUCUCUCUGAAUUUCAAGCAGAAAAUAUGUUCUUUGUCUUCCAUUUGCAAUGCAAACCAACACUAUCUUUGAAUGCUGAACAUGAGAUUGCACUGAUGACAGAUGUCUGUUUUGUAGAGCUCUGAUUCAAAGACAGGCUUCAACUUCAUCAUUAGCAGUUUCUAAUGAGACCGUUUCACAAUGUAGUCACUUGAAGAUCGCAGUUUCAAAUGUUUACCGCUAGUCUUCAUCAGUAACGUGAGGUCAGCUGUUUACAAAAAAGCACAUUGCUCUGCUGUGAAUGGUUGGUUUUCCGCAGCUGUGAUUCUCGCUGUUUCAGGGACUUGUUGCGUCCGUUGUUUCUUACAGGGCAAACUAGUGAACUCGGGUGAACUCGCUGCAGGGCGAAACCACUGGCUUCCGUAGUGACUACAUCAUAAAGCAAACAAUAAUACAGUUGGUGUUACUGUAAUACACCACAAUGAAUAACUUUAACCUUAAAAGACUGUUUCUAUUUUGUUUGUUUGUAAUCCUAGCUGUGUGGUACUUCUUGCACUCUUUCCUGGGUCUUUAACAAAGGAGACAGGAUUCAUGUUACCACACUGCACUUGUUAUGGCCAGAGAAAACCUACAAUUUUCAAGUUGACACCUCUAACAGCCAAUUGGAGGAGGGUAUGUUUUACAUUAACAGGAAAAAUUUUUACCUGAAGUGAGAAUUAGCCUGGAAGCAUUGACACAAGGCUGUGCAUGUUCUAAACAAAAUAGUAUUUGGAUAGUGCAAACACUUUGACCCUAAAAGAUCCUGUAUACCCAGCAUGUAAGUUUCAUCCAAGUAUUAAAACUAAGGGUUUUAAGGGGGCCACUGUGCACCACUGUAGUCUUGUGAUUAAUAGACAUGUGCUGAACUUUAAAAGGGUUAUCAUGGAGAAAUGAUAGAUUAAAGGAGCAAUGCCACAAACUGCUUAAAACUUGUUUCCGUGGGCAUAGAGAAUUUUACAGUGAUUGCUUAUUCCAUUGUCAUAUAAGAGGAUGGCCAGCAGAUAGUUUGUGCAUAUGUUGAGCUCAAUUCUUCUUUUCCCCUGGACUUUCUUUUGCUAAUCUUAAUUUUUUUGCCCCUUCAUGAAGCCCGGCUUUAAAGGUGAGCAUUUGGCUAACAUAGUAGGGGGGGGGGCAGAGGUGGAGUUUUCAACCGCAUUUUUUCAAAAAAGUCAAAUGCCUGGUCAUGGGAAUGAAAGAACUAAUGACUGACUCCUUGUUUAGUGGUUUUACGCCUUUUUUUCAUUUCCCCUAACCUAUGUGAAACCUGUGUAUAUAGAUUGCUUCCUUCUUGUGUUUAGGGCUUGAACCAUCCUUCACCCCAGCAUGGCGCACAUUUAAGCAUUCUCUCUACAACCUGACCCCUGCUGAAAGGACCAUCAAGAGCAGAAAGGCAUACAUUGCCCGGGUAUCACCAGAUGGACAAAUUAUGGUGAUAGCAAUGAACCAGAAGUUUGCAGCUCACAACAGAGUGAUGUUUUAUUCACUGUCUCAGUCAGCAGUGGCUGUGAUUGCAGACUUGAAGGGCUGUGGAGCAAGGCUGAAUACACACGGGGGUGUCCCUAGUGGAAGGUCAGAUGUAAUAAUGAUAAUAGUAAUAAUAAUAAUAAUAAUAAUAAUAGUAAUAAUAAUAACGGUGACCCAUAUGGUGAGUGAGUGCGGUAAGCUGGCGCAGACAGAAUAUAAAGGAUGGCAUGAUAACAUGGCACAGUAUAUCCACUGGCAACUUUGUGGUAAAUGUGGAUUGGAAAGGGCUAAUAGAUGGUAUGGACAGAAGCCGGAGGGAGUGGUGGAAAAAGAAAACUUCAAGAUACUUUUGAAUUUCACAGUCCAGUGUGAUCGGAAAAUUGAGGCAAGAAGACCAGACAUUGUCUUUAUUGAUAAGAAGGAGAGAGAGGUUGUCAUAAAAUUAUUGAUGUUGCCAUCCCAGCUAUUGAAAGAUGAAAUUACAAAAGUCUGGCGCAUGCGAAAAGUCAUUGUAGUGCCUGUGUUAUUGGGGCCCUUGGAGCAGUAUCAGUCAACUUUAAGGAGUACAUGAAUCAAAUCGGCGUGAACGUGAGGUUGGAAGUUAUUCAAAAAACAGCAUUGUUGGAGACAGCAAAGAUACUAAGGAAAGUACUGUCCCUGUAAGAAGAAGGAAAAGAGAGACCUUGGACCCGUGGUGACUUGUUCUAACCCGCUCCCAAGGACUAUAAACCAGGCCGAACAUCCUGCCCGAGUCUACAAGGAAUGGGCAUAAUAAUGACAAUGAUUUAUAAUAUUGAUGAUGAUGGCGAUAAUGAUUUAAUGUCUGCUCAUCAAUGUGGCCAUUCCUGCUGAAAAACAAACGCCUUAAUAAGUUGUUGUAUAUAAAUACAAAGUAAGAUCUAGCCCGGUUUGCUGAGUUGUAUAGGUAAGCCGCGGUGUACCGAUCGGGAGGCAGGUCACGGGUCAGGGGCACCCAACGUCAAUUUUCGAAAAAUAUCUGUUCUGAAGACGAUUUAAGAUCUAGAAUUUUCGGAACAUUUGUUGUAAAAUUUCUUGCUUGCCUGCCUCUAAAAAAUAGUAUAAUUGCCCAUUUUUAACGGAUUUUUACCCUAAGGUCACCUAGAAUUUUCGGGAGCCUUUUUUCUGGCUGAAAUUUUCGAAAACGUAAGUUUUGAUCCCUAUAAUUUUCGGAUCACUAGACUUUCAGCUAGGAAAUCCGAACAGAUGAAAAAUUUUUAGGAGAUGAAAAUAUACCCAUAUCUACCGUUUAAAUGCUAAAAUACGUUUAACAAUGCUACGUUUAAGUGGUUUUGAACUAUAUUCUCGUUGGGUGUCCCUGACGGGUUGAAAUCCCGGCCUGCCCUGAGAGGGUAUGCGUGGAGCUGUUGCGGUGAACCUGCCGAGAAAUUAAUGACAAACGUAGUUAAAAUCAAGAGCAUUCAGUUUUAUUUUGCAGCAAUCCAGAAAUAAAAAUUACAAAAUGGUCAAGCGAAAAUAUUAAUUUUAGAAAAAGAUUAGGGAGCUUGGUUUCUAUGAAUUAUGGCUAUAAUUUACAUGCUUGCUACUCGUUCUAAUCCUUGUGCUAUGGCUCUGUGGUUGUUGUUAGUAUUUCCUUGUUCCAUGUUUUGUUGAGAUUUUUCUUUGGGUUCCUGUUCAGCUUUCAUUUGGACCGUAGCGUUUGGCGCUCCAAAUAAUCGCAUCUCAAUCUCUUCAGCCUGGGCAAUAUUCAUAGUUCUACAAAUCAACUCGACGAACGAUACACGAAACUCUCUUAAUCUGACUGAGUAAAUUAUGGGAUUGAAGAAAGAGUUUAACGAGGUCAUCGACAGUGCUAAAAAGCUUAAUAUAUAUACGACGUCCAACGACACAUCGCUUCGAUAUCGUAAUAAAACAGUUCUUACAACAAUUCCUGGCAUAUAACACAAUAUUAGCACAACUACGAUAGUAAAUUAAUGAUAAUGAUAAUGAUAAUGAUAAUGAUAAUGAUAAUGAUAAUGAUAAUGAUAAUGAUAAUGAUAAUGAUAAUGAUAAUGAUAAUAAUAAUAAUAAUGAUAAAAAUAAUAAGAAGAAAGACGGUGGCCUAUGUGGUGAGUGAGUGCGGUAAGCUGGCGCAGACAGAAUAUAAAGGAAGGCAUGAUAACAUGGCACAGUAUAUCCACUGGCAACUUUGUGAUAAAUGUGGAUUGGAAAGAGCUAAUAGCCGGUAUGAACAGAAGCCGGAGAGAGUGGUGGAAAGUGAAAACUUCAAGAUACUGUGGAAUUUUACAGUCCAGUGUGAUCGGAAAAUUGAGGCAAGAAGACCAGACAUUGUCUUUAUUGAUAAGAAGGAGAGAGAGGUUGUCAUAAUUGAUGUUACCAUCCCAGGUGAUGACAGGGUGAAAGAUAAGGAACUUGAGAAGUUAGAGAAAUACCAACUAUUGAAAGAUGAAAUUGCAAAAGUCUGGCGCAUGCGAAAAGUCAUUGUAGUGCUUGUGUUAUUGGGGCCCUUGGAGCCAUAUCAGUCAACUUUAAGGAGUACAUGAAGCGAAUCGGCGUGAACGUGAGGUUGGAAGUUAUUCAGAAAACAGCUUUCUUGGGGUCAGCAUAGAUACUAAGGAAAGUACUGUCCCUGUAAGAUGAAGGAAAAGAGAGACCUGAAACCCGUGGUGACUUGUUGUAAGCCGCUCCCAAGGACUGUAAACCAGGUCGAAUGUCCUGCCUGUGUCUACAAGGAAUGGGCAUAAUAAUGACAAUGAUUUAUAAUAUUGAUGAUGAUGGCGAUAAUGAUUUAAUGUCUGCUCAUCAAUGUGGCCAUUCCUGCUAACAGAAACGCCUUAAUAAGUUGUUGUAUAUAAAUACAAAUUAACAUUUAGCCCGGUUUGCCUUGUUGUAUAGGUAAGCCGCGGUGUGCCGAUCGGGAGGCAGGUCACGGGUCAGGGGCACCCAACGUCAAUUUUCGAAAAAAUGUUGUAAAAUUGCUUGCUUGCCUACCUCUUCAAGGAUUUUCGAACAUCUGAAAAAUGGUAUAAUUGCCCAUUUUUAACGGAUUUUUACCCUAAAAAGGUCACCUAGAAUUUUCGGGAGCCUUUUUUCUGGCUGAAAUUUUCGAAAAGGUAGGUUUUGAUCCCUAUAAUUUACGGAUCACUAGACUUUCAGCUAGGAAAUCCGAACUGAUGAAAAAUUUUUUAGGGUUUAAAAAUAUUCCUAUAUCUACCGUUUAAAUGCUAAAAUACGUUUAAUAAUGCUAUGUUUAAUUGGUUUUGAACUAUAUUCUCGUUGGGUGCCCCUGACGGGUUGAAAUCCCGGCCUGCCCUGAGAGGGUAUGUUGCGGUGAACCUGCCGCGAAAUUAAUGACAAACGCAGUUAACAUCUAGAGCAUUCAGUUUUAUUUUGCAGCAAUACAGAAAUAAAAAUUACCAAAUGGUCAAGUGAAAAUAUUAAUUUUAGAAAAGAUUAAGGAGCUUGGUUUCUAUGAAUUAUGGCUAUAAUUUACAUGCUUGCUACUCGUUCUAAUCCUUGUGCUAUGGCUCUGUGGUUGUUGUUAGUAUUUCCGUGUUCCGUGUUUUGUUGAGAUUUUUCUUCGGGUUCCUGUUUAGCUUUCAUUUGAACCGUAGCGUUUGGCGUUCCAAAUAAUCGCAUCUCAAUCUCUUCAGCCUGGGCAAUAUUCAUAGUUCUACAAAUCAACUCGACGAACGAUACUCGAAACUCUCUUAAUCUGACUGAGUAAAUUAUGGGAUUGAAGAAAGAGUUUAACGAUCAGUAGCUGUCACGAUUUUUCGAAUUAUAUAUAUGCUGCAGGUUGCUGUGUAGCGAAGCUAUAGCAUUAUUUUGUCAAGAAUGUUGUUAAGGACCGUAUAUUGUGUUAUAAUCGUGUUGAUGCUAUCAUUUUGUGAGUUUAAAGGCCUUUUUAUCUCUCUGAAAUUGUUCCUUGGCCUCUAGUGUCACUUGCUGAUCUGCAAUUUGCUGUUCGAUUCGGCGGAUUUCUUGGUAAACUGUAACAUGACAAAAGACGAUGAAGGAAAUGCAGACACCAGCAAAAACGCCCCACAUGAGGAGAAAUAAAGGUUUGUUAACAGCAAGUGGAACGUGCAAAAUGAUGGAUAGGAGCCACGCCAAGAUAGAAGCAACAAGGAAACGAGCAUCGGUGACGAGGGUGGUGUACGCGAAAGGGUAUGUCAUGGCCAGGAACCGCUCCGCGCUUACCAAAGCCAAGUGAAUUAACGAACCAGACACGAGGACGCUUGGCACGGCUGUUGCAAAAACUUGAAAGGAGCAUGAGGCACUGGAGGUUGAAUCAAGUAACACUGUUAUUGUCAACGCGAUGAGGGACGGUUGCAUAAGGACCCCGACAACGAAGUCUGUGGAAGCUAGCAAGGCGAGCGCGAUGUUGGACUUGUGCAUUCUUAGCCGAGAUUUCAUUUUGACGGCGAUCAUCACAAGCGCAUUCAAGACAACGGUAAAAGGAACUGUAAUGAUGUUGAUGACCACGAUGAUGAUCAGAAAAGUUUGAGUGCAAGUCGAAGUUUGAUUAAUUCUUCCUCCCAACGUUUCGUAAACCUCACAUCCAGAUGGGAUGAACUUGUUGCUUGGUACACUCGAAUUCAUUUCUUUUCUUUUUUUCUUCCUGGUUCUCUGCGAUUGUCUUACUUCCUGCCUCACCUCACUAAAAAUGACUUGGCGGUUUGUGUUGGUCUUGUAAAAGUAGCCUUAUCUUCUGUUGUUCAGUUAGUCCCGCUUGUUUUUCAGCUGGAAACAUUUAUCGUUCUCUGCGGCGAAAGUAAAGCAUUUCUUCACACACACACACACAAACGUUCUACGGCAUCGCCCAGAAUGACGCGGCAGACAUCCGUUCCUUUUACGCAUUGUCUUACAAAAUACAAAGGUUUAUUUUUAGGCAAUAAAGAAAAUGACUUAAAAGACUCAAGAGACCAGCAGUGCGUACUUCUGCGGACUUACGAGCUUAUUUCUGAAUUUUCACAACUGUUAGCAUAUGGCUUUUACAGAGGAGACCUUGUUAAAAAAGAAAGAAAUAUUUUUUGACAUGUUUGAAAUUGUACCAGAAGUGAAACCGGUCGCAAAUUUUGCUUGAAUCAGGCCUAUUUUAGGAAUAUCUUUGAAUGAGUUUGUUGUUGUGCUUGGAUAAUGCAAUUAGAUGUAUUCAAUGACGUACAAAGGAUUGAAAAGCCGUCACUGAACAACACAAUACCUAACCAACAAUAGUCAGCUUACGGCUUUCAGUUGAUUGCUUCCUGUUGAACCAGCUACGUGCCAAUUUCAAAUCAAGCUUACAGUCUAACCCCUAUUAAGCGGAGUUACAUCCAUACAGCAGUUUCUGAACGUUUUCUUAAUGAUAACCAUUCUGAAAACCAUAUGCUCUUGAUGCCUAUUGAAAAACUCAAAACUGGACGCGAUUCUAUAAUUGAGCCUCCACUAAGCGGCCAGAAAUCAAAGUCCCGAAAUAAAUGUAGAAAAGAAUGGGGAAUUCAGCCUCCAUUAAGCGGCAACCCUCUAUUAAGCGGCCAGCAAUCAAAGUCCCGAAAUAAAUGUAGAAAAGAAUGGGGAAUUCAGCCUCUAUUAAGCGGCCAGCAAUCAAAGUCCCGGAAUAAGGGUAGAAAAGAAUGGGGAAUUCAGCCUCUAUUAAGCGGCCACCCUCUAUUAAGCGGCCAGCAAUCAAAGUCCCCAAAUAAAUGUAGAAAAGCAAGGGGAAUUCAGCCUCUAUUAAGCGGCCGCCUCUAUUAAGCAAACGCGGCAACCUAUUAGCUAGCCUGCGUAACAGGCGCUUGGAAGUAUUUGGGCGCAAGAAAGAAAUCUAAAUUUCAAUAUUUAAUUUAAUGUAGAAGAGUUCUCCCUCAGGAGUUAAUACUUGCCGCUUGCCUCAAAAUCGGGGGCUGCAAGUAGCCCAACCCCUCCCCCUCCCCCUCCCCCUCCCCCUCCCCCCCACGGGUUGCUUCGAGGUGAAUUACUCAUAUCGGCAAGAAAAUUACAGAAAGGAAAAAGGUGAAAAAGAGAGAGACCUAAAAGGUCUUAACCAAUUUAUAUUCACACAAGCAACGUUACGCCUUAAAAUAAACUUGCACUGAAACCGUGAAUCAUACCGUUUGAGGUCUUAAUGCGCAAACCAGUCGUUUCGAUACGAACGCGAGCAGUAGAACUGCACAAAAAAUUUACUUCAACUUCAAGUAUAGUUUGCUCGUUAGCAGGAAAAAACACGUUGAGUGAACAUUCUUCGUUCUGUAAACCAAGCCCGUGGAACUAUUUACUCCUCGACUGAAUAAACUUGUAUCGAAACGACCGGCAACCUCUUGAUGCUGUAUCUCACUGAAUUAUUUUCUGUUUCUCACUUUUGUCUUUACUUUCAGGUCUUGGUGGAUAACAGACAUGGCUUGGACCAGAGACAGUCUUUUGGUUGUGUGCAUUACUCGCCGUGGUUCAGUUUGUAUUCUAACAAAGCUUGGAGAACCCAUGGAGAUCUCUACAGAGGGCUGUUCUCUCCACACCGGCCCCGCUUUUUUCCUACCACUCCAUCCAAAAAUAACUUUUCAGUGAGUACAUCGAAAUCCAUUUUAACUACUCUUUAAGGCUGGAAAAAUGCUGCUUUCUCUUAGAGUAACGAAUUCCAUCAAAUCGCGGUCUCACGUACAUUUUUCCCAAGGGCAACGGUUUUCGUACUCUAUACAAGCAUCUGUAAGAAUCUGCGAUAGAAACUUGACGUUUUCUUGCAAUUUGCGCUAGCCAAUAAACCAUUGAAUUUCUACUUGUGUAUUCUUUUCUUGCAUCGUUGAGUAUUGUCCCAUCGACCGUUUGUUUUAGAGUGGGGUGUGGGGGGGGGGGUGGGCGUGGAGGGGUGGUGUGAAAGAGAGGAAUUGGAGAAGAGACACAGCUUUUCUUGUCUCCUGGCACUAUUCCUCGCCCCAUUCUCCUUUCACGCCACAAAGGAAAAUGGUAACUGCAAGCGCUGGACAAUUUUUUGUCGUCAACCUUGAAAUAUUGUAUGGCGUUUGGUACUUUGAGGGUCAAAAUAUGUUGUAGACAGACUGCAAAACAGCCCAUAUUCUUGCGUAGUUCAAGAACGCGCGAGCAGUCAAACGAAAGGUCUGGAGCGAGGUUGAAAGUAAAGUGUAGGGGGGGGGGGUGCUUGCGCAUUAAAAAACCUGUUUUUAAUACAAAACCUUAGUCAGAAUUUCAGCCGCCUCCUCCCCUCGCUAAGCGAAAUUCAGACUUAAAAAACUGACUGUUUUGCUGUUUACUAUCUAUUGUUUCUUCGCAGACGGUCACGUGAUGUUACCUCGGACUCCACGGAAUCGUAUGCGUCAGAAAAGGACCCCCUCUCCCAGAGAUUCUCUGUGUCAGUACAUCCCCUUCUGCCGGUCAUUUUGAGCUCCGAUGGUUACCUAGUGACGGUGAUGCAGCUUCCGCCUGUUGCCAGUUACCAUGGAGUCAUGACUGGACUCAUGAGAGAUGUCACAAGGUGUGCCAACUAAAAUCAAUAACCUCUGAAAUGAACUUGGGUAUUCAUCACUGAAAUUGCAUGGAAUAAUUUUUUCCCCGUUUUCAGAAUGAAUGGGGGAAUUAACCUAAAAUAUAACGAGAAAACUUGGUCAUUAGGCACAAACUGACGUUCGCCGUUUACGGUGAAUGUUAUUCUAGCAUUCAAAAACUUAUCGAUAUUUCCUAAAGCUGUCCCCAACUUAAAAGUAAAUCCUACUUUUGGCGGCAAAAACGCGAAACCAUCUGUCUUGCGUAGAGAUAAGCAUCCGAAAAUUUCUUGCCGUUGAAGUCGAUAGCCUACUUUUACUUAGACAUCAUUUGAGUGAACAUGUAUCUACGAGAGCUCAUUUGGUUUUGCUUCAUACUGUUUUUAAAACAGUAGCUGAGAUUUUCACUAGAAAACAACACACUGAAGGAUUCUGGUAAUUGUUAAAAAUAAUGACGUCAUCAUACAGUAUUACCUUUUAAAAAGUAUUCGUUGUGUUUAUUGCAGACUUGUCCCGGAUGUAGAUGUAGAGAUUCAAGCCGGAUCACUGUCGCGAGCUUCUUCUAUGGGCAGAAUCAACAUAUUGCAGUCAGAAGUAAACAUUUCCCGUGGGAUCACUUCCACAGAAUUUCUGUCUGAUGCUCCAAGCGAGAAUAAUUCAACCGGGUCUUCAACGAUUGUUCCAGGUUAGUGAAUGUUCGUGGCUCCUAGCCUGCGAGCAGCUCCCCUAUUUGGGCUAGUGAAGCGAGUCUCGCGAGAACGCGCGAACGAACCUCGCGCGCUCUCGCGAGGCUCACUUGGCUUGCCCAAAUAGGAGAGCUUGCUCGCAGGCUACGUCGCUCCUAAACAUCUCCUCAACACGAUCUUAUUUCCUUCAUUUUCAGCAACAUUAGUAACUUUGUAAAUACUAAUACAACAUAACUGAGGAAUUUAGCGAUAAGAGAGAAGCUUUAACGUUUCUUUUAGAGAAACGUAGUGUAUUCUACUUUGCAAAAAUAGGCUUAAUAAAAUCAUGAAAAUGGUUAGUAAACAAAUUGUAUGUGUCUAAAUUUAUUAUAGGCAAAGUUAAGCCAGAGCUAAUGCCACUGGGGGCUUUACUCUCUCAAGCACGUCGUCUGUAGGGGCGUCCGCUUUAAAUUACAGGGCUUCUUACAUAUGCGCCACUUGCACAUCUCCCAUAAUGUACCCUAUUUCCCCCCCAAAAUUUUGCAUUACCUUUGUUUUUCACUUUCCUCGGUAUUACAGCCACCCCAAGAGAAAUUGAAAACAAUGCUUUUGCAAUUUUUUUUUUUUUUUUUUUGGGGUCACACUGGAACCUGACCUAGGGGGGAAGAUCUAUCUGGCCACAAUCGUACAGGGAUAGCCCCCCCUGGGGGAACGGGAGGGGGGGGGCAAAAAGAAUCCGCAAAAUUUCGACACAAAUGGCGUGGAAGGGACCCCCAAUUUCCCCCACGGAAAGAAAAACUAAAACAACACCCCCCUUGCACAUCCCCCAAAAAGCCCCUUUUUUGUUCCCCCCCCCCCAAAAAAAAAAAAAAAAAUUGCAAAAGCAUUGUUUUCAAUUUCUCUUGGGGUGGCCGUAAUACCGAGGAAAGUGAAAAACAAAGGUAAUGCAAAAUUUUGGGGGGGAAAUAGGGUACAUUAUGGGAGAUGUGCAAGUGGCGUAUUGCUUUAGUUUUGCUUUCGCUGCGGAUAAUUGCGGAUCCAUUCAACGUCAUUUGUAGCGAAAUGUUGCGGAUUCCUUUUGCCCCCACCCUCCCGUUCCCCAAGGGUGGCCUAUCCAUGUAGGUAUCGAGUCAGAUAAGUCUUCUCCACUGGAUCAGGUUCCAGUGUGACGGUACCUGUUAGUGGCCGCUGCAGGGGUGGUUCCGCUGGCGGGGUUGACAUGGAUACCUCCCUGCUAUGCCUGGGGUAUUUUAGACCCCACCCCACCCCACUAACCUUUAAGGCACCAGUUCCCAAGCUCAUCUAUCAGCGAUGAGUUAAAUUGUUGGUAUGUUUAUUUGUUAAUCUGUUUGUUUAGGGUACGGUCUCGCAAGUGGAGAUCAAGGGAAAGGUUUCUUUGGACUCAAUGACCCUGAACUUGAAAGCUCUUUGCCUGAGUACAUACCUGGUCAUCCAGAUGCUAUUUCUCAUGCCCAGGGCCUCUCUAUCAUGGCUCUUGCGCUGGGGACCGCGUGUGGCGUGAACUGGAAACGAGAAGUUGGUUCGGCGUUGGACCUAACGGUAAAAGUUAUGUUGAAAGUGUUCCAAGUUCUUCUUCGCAGCACUGAGAAUGUUGCUAAGCUACGCAGCUUUUCUGAGCCUUUUUCUUCGCCAGGUGAUUUAGUAAAACGUCGUAUCCCCAGCCCAGUGGGAGACAGAAACCUGUCCCGGGCUCUGGUUUAUUUCCGGUUGUCGCUGGAAGUGUUUAAGUGGGAUUCAGGUCACAGAAACGUGUUUGCCUGGGCUUUUCAUUUCACACACGGUAUUAUAAAGGAGAUACUGCUUCUGAGAGAUGCGAGUGUUGUUUACCGCAUUACUUGUUGUCUUCGAGUGUUGAAGAUAGCAGAACGUGUUCUUAAUCUUGUCUAUACAUCAAAGAGUGAAGGUACACCUGAUCUACAAGGCAGUGAACCACCUUCGCAAAACCUGCUUCAACAAGAAUCUGAAAAGGUUGGACUGGAAAAGCAGGAACCUAGAGAGGACACACCGGGGUCGAAAACGGAUAAACAGGAAUCUGAUCUGGUUAAACCAGGAUCGGAACUUGUCAAACAAGAUGCUGAAGCUCAACAGGCGAUAGAGAGGAAAGGGAAAGAUUCAGAAAAUGAAGUUUCUGAGAGUUCGCAGACCCAGCAACAAACCAUCGCUCAAACACAUCUCAGUGGAUCGUGGCUUCUGCUGUAUAACUUCACCUCAGAAAGUUACAAGAGAAUCCAGAAACGACGAACUUCUUUGUUUUCUGCUGAGGAAAGCGAAAGCAGAGGAAGCGUUGAGCAGAAAAUGGUUGAAUUACUUUGUGAAAUUCAAGAAAAACUGCAGAUGCUUGGUGUAAGGAUUCCAAUGAAUCCUGGCGCGACAAAGGAGACUAUUGUGGGUAAGUUUCUUGGUAAUGUGUGUAUCACCAAAUGAGAUACAAAAAUAUGUUCAAAAGGUUAAUAUGCCCAUACCAUAAAGUAGGUAAUGACAGUGCGAUUAGCGCUGGGUUUAUACUUUUAGAUGGUUCUCGCAAACAGUGGAGCCUGAGCCUUACGAGCGCUUAUAACCCAGUGAAAAGAAAAACGUCAGAAUGUCUCCAUAUUCUUACCAUUCUGCAUAUAACUCUGUGGCUUAUGUUCUAGUCUACGUUGCAGACACGCUGAACCUUCCGUUUAUAGCCAAGGUUUACGCGAUACUUGGACCGGCUGCAACCCAGGCUGUUAUGUUCCAGUGAAAGCAGAUUGCCAAGUCGCACGUAGAAGGAGAAGAAUUAACCAGUCACAAUGCAUGGGAUCUAGCACUGCAAUUGGUUUAUAAUUCUCCUUCUUCUUACGGCUCUGACGAUUUCGUUUUUACUAAAUUGUACUAGUGGGAGGAAUGAAGUCAUAAGCAGAAUAGGAAAUUACGUAUGCCAGUUACGCGACUUCGUGGGAUACCGGGAUAUUAGGCAGAUUUAUCAAAGACAACCUGGUAAGAGAGAAAAUCGUCAGCCUUAGGUUUGUGUGUCAGAAGACUAUUUCGAGCUACCGACGUAACAUAAAGGCCUCUUUACCUUUUUCACUCGAUACUGGUGCAAAGAGUUUACCACUGUUUGUUAUUGCUGUCUUUCAGAUGUCAUCGCCUAUUUGGACGGCACCUACCACAAUUUGCCAUCCGAUAAACCGCAGGACUCUUUGUUCUCAAGAAGACGAUCCAGCCUGCAAGAAAUUGCGGGAAACGAGCAAAGUUUGGACAUGUCGAGGAGAUAUGGGUCACCUUUCAGGGAAAUACCGGACCUCCAGCAAUCACGUGAUACACCUUUAAGACUUUCACCCAUGGGAAUUUCUCGUGGAAGUGUGAAUGAAGAGGAUUCGAAAACGCUGUUGUCUAUUCUUUAUUUACAAUUACAGCAGUACGAUCUACGAGCAGCCCUUGACCUUGUGUAUUCAUUACUUGAGCCGCAAUAUUCGUGUGACCAAUUGGAAAGCUAUGGUAGUUAUUCUUUUUUAUUUAGUACCGAGGGUGCUUUACAAAUCGGCAGUCAAGCGCCCUCUACAAAUCACCGAAUGGAAGCCUUGCUUCAUAAUUACCCAAUCGCUAGAGUUGGAGAUAAUCGAGGCCUAAAAGUGGUGCAUACACUUGCUAGGUUCAUGUCAGCCUACUUUUCAAACUUUUCACUCUUUGUUUUUCCACCAUAUCACCCUAUUCCACUUCCACCGUUCCAGGACCAUGAACAACGCAGUGACACGCUUGUUGACGCGAAACGGCAGGGACCUUCUCAAGCUGCAGAACAUGUUCCACUUGAAAGGGCCAAAGUAGCUCAAGCAGUACGAGACCAGGGUCUUUAUGAGCUAUGGAGUGCCAAUACUACUGUGGAGCUAUUGCUUGUGUCUGGGUUGAUCCCGGAAGGGGCGUGGCUGGCCAUGAAUCUUGGUGACUGGAAAAACGCAUUGCUGCUUUCAUUUGCCAACGAUUUGCUUAUGUCUAGUGUAUCGCAAACUACUGCUGAUCCAAAGUCCAAGUCCUUGAUCCAAGUCGUUUUCCCACUAUCUCCACUUGACAUCGAGACUAACGCCAUUGCCAUGUCAAGGCUUAAUCCUGCCUUCAAGCCGGUCCCUCAUGAGGGAAAAGAGGAAACUACAAGUUCUGUAGACAACAAUUUAACUCACUCAGCCACAAAAAAGAAAAGCCAAAGGUAUUUCAAUAUUUAUCAUAAUUAUCCAUUUUGUAAUUACUGGUGAUCCCUGCAAUCUGAUUGGCUCUCAGCAGUGUGAUUUAUUCACGAAUCAUAUAAUUUUUUGCUCUAAAUCACACCUGUUCCAAAUCGUGUCAUUCAUGUUCUAAAUCGCAUCAUUUCUGUUGUAAAUCGCACCAUUUUUGCUCUAAAUCGCAUCAUUUCUGUUUCGAAUGCAAUAUGAGAUGUAAAAGCCUUUUUGUUUCCGCUUUUCAACAAACCGGCUACUUGAUCAAUAAAAUGUAAGUACUGACUGAAUUCUGCGAUUUCAAAAUGGCUGUAAUAGAGUGGUAGUUGAACUUAGUGUCGUGCAAUUCAGUUUGGUCUGAAAUCAUACCGAACUCGUGCUGCGCGGGUUGUACUGUAGACUGGGUCGGUGUUGCUUCGAAUUGCACCAUGGGACUGUUUUCUAAGGAACAUUGUAUUAGCCAAUGAAAAGAGUUUUUGCUUGUCCAAAACAAUCCCAUAUUGCAAUUCGACACAAAACCGACCCUGUCCCUGCGCAACUUAAAAAUGAUCAAUUAUAAUGGUGUUCCAGAGGCAUUUUGAACACGUGAUUAACGUGUCGGAUUUUUAGAUCAGGCUCCAGUUGUUCAAAAGGUGGAUAGCGUUAUCCACUGGAUAAAUCACUAUCCAGUAACUAACGCAAUUGGUUUACAUACUACUUAUGCGCUGGAUAGCAAUUUAUGUAGUGGAUAGCGCUAUCCAACUUCUGAACAACCGCGGCCUGGAGGUCGGGGUCCCAACCAGGACCGUGCCAUCGAGUUUUUUCUCAUACGAAAAGAUCCACGAUGUCCUUCUCCUUUCAGGCCCCAGUUGUUCAGAAGUUAGAUCAGCUAUCCAGUGAAAAAAAAUCGCUAUCCAGUGGAUCAGUGUUGGGGAAACCAAUUGCUUUAUCUGGCUCAUUUGUUCGAAGGGUGAAUAGCACUAUUCACUGGGUAAAUUACUAUCCAAAGGAUAGCGCAAUUGGUUUUCUUACUACUUUUCCUCUGGAUAGCGAUUUAUCCGGUGGAUAGCGCUAUCCAACUCUUGAACAACCGGGGCCUGGUGUAUAGUGACAGGUAUCUGCCCGGUGGGUAGCGUUAUCCACUUUGCGAUCAACUGGGGCCAGGUUUAUAAAUGAAUACCGGACUGCUUGGGGUAAGCCUUAAUUCAUUCAGGGUUGUUGUAAUGCUCAGACAUGUUAUUCACCGGCUAUAGUAACUGGGAUAACCUCCGACCAUGUGGCCCUUCUUGGUUGGACUUGCCGGCGCGUGUAACUUUGCCUUAUUGUUUUAGAUCCCAGCAGACUCCACUGGAAAUAGGAACCGAGCUUGAUGAUGAUAAAGUCAUAAAAGAGAUGUCUGGUAUCCUGGAGGCUGGAGUAGUGGCAAGACUUGACUUGGUACCUUUGAUCUUAACAAGUUUGCUCAGCCAGUUAAAGGAGGUGGUAACCGCUUUUGUGUGGUUAGUUCCCGAGGAGUUUUACUUGCCAUAUCCGCCGUCUUACUGCCCACAACCGACUAAUACAAAAAAGGUAAGAAUUAGCCAUAACUAUAUAACACACUUCUUCUUGCUUCACGUAAUUCAAGAUUUCGUUCCUCAAUUUGCCAGGUUUGAACUGCGUUUUUUAAGUGCAUGCGAUUGAUCGAUCAAUUAUCCUUUCGAUAGAGAAAUUGGUUGUUUCGUUGUCCCAUUUGUGUUGAUAAAUUACGUCACUGCUUGGUGUCAAAACGGUAAGAUCCAACGGAUGGUUCAUAUGGACCAAAUCAACCAAUCAAUCUUGGACCAGGGACGACAUUAGUCUAAAAUAUCAUCCGUCUCUUCGCCCCACCCCCCUCCCCCCGAGAGUCACUCUCGCCUGGCCUCUCGUUGGGUGACUAAGUCGAAGAGACGGAUGACAAUUCAGACUAGGGACGACACCCGUCGCGCGAUCUACUUUUUUCUUUCCAGGGCAUGAUGCCACCAGCUGCCGAAAAAGAAGAGCAACUCCGCGUCAAUGUCGCGAGGAUUGUUCAGAAGAUCCUCCUGUUGCUAAAUGCUUCUAACUGCUUGGGGCCGUGUGUAAGAUGGUAUACGGAACAGCUUGUUCAGGCCACAGAGACCUUUCAUAGUGUGGACAGAAGUUCCUCUGAGUUUCCCAUGCCUUCCUCAUUGGUGGGGUAUGCUGACCGAGGAUUUAGUUUUCACGAGAAACGUGGUCAUAUAUCACCUCAGAAGAAAGGUAAUAUCCUUUACUUAGCUGAGUUGCAUUUCUCCUUCCAUUAAGAGUCGAUUUGGCCGAUACCUUCCCACGCAGACGUUCUUGGGGCUUCGUCACGCUUUCCGGUCCGUGGGGCAGGAAUGCGUAAACUUUAAGAACGUCUGCGUUGAGGAGGAGCGUUGCGUGACGACCCUUAAAACGGCUGCAAAGGAGACUACGUCUGCGUAGGAGGCUAUUUAGCUGAUUGUUAGUCAGAACUCUGCUAAAAUCAUCGAACAGUCAUUUAAAGGCAAACAAAGGCAGAUAGUGAAUUCGUUGAGGAAGAGCUAAAUCUACUGCUGGAUUGUAGUGUGAAAUGAAGACACGAACCUUGUUGUUUCCAGGGAAAAAAACCGCGGCAGCUCCUUCAAGCGGUGAUAAGGAUACGACCACUGAAAAGCUACCAUCCUCCGUUAGAAGUGUCCUAAGGUGUUUUCGUGAUUUCUGUGCAAUUAUGUGGUUAUUGCAUGCGCGUGAUAAGAUGAGCAAGUCAUCCAGGAAGUACAGAGAGCUUAGAAGCCAAUCAACAGGAAACGAAGAGGUAAGAGGUAUAUCAAACGCGUAGAGAAUAUACAGACGCGGAAACAUGGGCUGGAGAAACGAGGUCCUGUCGAGUAUUUUAGCCUGUCUUGUUAGAGAUAUCUGCUGUCUUUGAUCUAUUUCAAGUUCAUUUUUGCACGUUGAUUUAAAUAACUUCUUCUUGGUAAUUGACACCAAUUUUUGAUCCUUUCCAUCGUUUUUUUUUUCUUAUCAUAAGAGAAAUUGAAAACUUGUUUUGUCGCACUGAUUUGCCAUGGAUUCUUCUAGGAGACCACGACCAUCCAGUCCAUCUGUUGGGAGACCCUUCAUUGGACUACUAGACUCGUUCCAUUCAGCUUGUUACUGAAUGCUUCAGACAAAAUCAACGACACUUUACUCACCCUUCUAUCUGAGUUACCACCCACUAUUGCCACGGCAGAAUUGACAGCUCAAUUCUUUGACGACCCGGAGGUGGUUCAAACAGCGACUGGGACGGCGAAAUUUAAGCGCCUCAUGGCGCAGUUUCGAGGUGUCAGUGUACAAGAUGGUGAUGGCGAACAUGAGCCGCUGUCUGUGUUCUAUCGUCGGAUAUCCUGGGAGUGGAAACGAAAACACGAAGAAGAUGAAAAGCUGUUUGGCAAAGAUUGUGAUCAGUUUUUUGCAGUUCCUGAUGCAAGCGAGAGUUCUACCUCGAGGCAUGACGAUCGUGAUCGAGCCGUGGGAACGGUAUCCUUCGAGGCGCAGCCAUCUUACUUCCAGUUCUUGGACACAUUUUUUAUGAUCACUGUCUCCAAGACUGUCCUGUCACAUCACAGCAAAGCACCAUACCCGGUUCCUCUUCUUUCCUCCUACAGCAAACGUCUUUUAGCAGCAGACACAAACGCGUUGAUUGCUUUACAAAAGAAGUUUUAUAGUGAUCCUCCUCACAAAUCCGUCAAGGAUGGGUCGGGUCUUUCAAGAAGCCACAGCUUCACAGAUGUUCGUUCUUCUAGGUUGGGAUCAGGUGUUUCUGUUGAACGCUCUGAAACUGGUGCAGACAUUAAGCGCAGUAACAGCAUGAACGAUAUAGCCAAGCUGGGUUCUCUACCUGACUUAAAAACCUUGGGAAGCCAGAUACUUGAUUUCUUGCCAAGUUUAACUUAUCUUAGUAGAUGGACCUUGGAAGGUUCGUCUUUUCCUUUAGGUUCUUAUGAUUCUGGUGCUCGCGCCACUCGGGAAUCUCUUCCAGUGAUGCGGGUGCACGUUCCUUUGCCUCUUCUUGUUAACGGUUUGUGGUUGCUUCAGAAUGUUUACUGGCUUUGGGUCUCUAAUCGUGAGGUUUUAAAAGACAUUCCAGUCAUUCGGCAGACGCCUCCUCUAAGACGUUUACCCAAGAGCGCAAAAGACCGUUACGCCCGCGUGAUAGAUACUUCAACGCCACCAAAAGGUUUGCGUAAAGUCCUGAGCGAUUCCAACAUCCAAGGGUCGGUAAAAAAGUCUCCCAAGCGUCACAGUUUUUUCAGUGGAAGGCUAAGACAUCGUUUAGAGGCUGAUUAUCACCAAUCGACCCCAGAUAUGUUGAAAGAACCUCAAAGUGAAGCAGUUCGUUUAACCAGUGGUUUAACAGAGUCCACCAACGACAUCCCAACAAAACCCAGGAAAGAAUCGACCCAUGUCACCAAACCACUACACAAAGUACUUGGGUCAGCUCAACAAUUUCAUCGUAUUCCAAAGUCAAAUAGUGAUCCGAACAUUCCGAACAUUGUGGUGCAUAGUCCUACAACAGAUGAAGAGAAGACAGAUUUUAGUUUUGCACUGAAGAAAAGGAAGACAGUUAGAGGGACGGAGAGAAGUCCAACCACUUACCACUCCGAUACAGGUACAGAAACAACACCAAAUACUUUUUCAUGCACGUGUAUAUAUCUUUAUCUUUCGCACGCUCCAGACGAAUAUUGCAAAAAUGGCUGAAAUCUUUCAUUGUAGUGGCUUGGGCGUCCAUAAAAUCUUUUCCAUUGGUCUUACUUACCAUUUUUGCAUUUGCUUUAUUUCAUUUGAAUGUUUAGAGUAUCAAAUGAAAGCCACAGAGCACUCGUUUCUGCUGUGCUAUUGUCAUUGUACAAGGGUGUUCUAACGUUUGAGUCUUAAAAUAAAAUAUUUCAAUGUGACCAUUCAGAUGAAAGCCAUUGAACAGUUUCGUGUGUUGCUGUUAAUUACGCUGUACAAGGUGCCUGAAGUGCGACUACUGAGCAAUAUUUUUCUAGAGUUCUGUUUCCUGAUUUGCUGAAAAAUGUAGCUGAUUUCGUUUCGUUAGUUCUGUCUUGAGUGCUUUUAAAACUGUUAAAAACCUUGGUGUUGUUGUCCUACUAGUGCUGUGUGCGUUUGUGAUUUUAAUAGUUUCCUGUCAUUUUUACAAUUUAACUUAUUCUUCUCUGCAGAUUUGCCGUCUCCUGGCAAGCCAAUCGUGACCUCCACUCCUGCAAAAGCCAAGCGCUCAAAGAAAACGAGACGAAGAGAACACCUGGCGAAAAAUAUGUCCGAUGAACACACAACAAAAUCAGCCAUCGUCCCAGACAUUGACGGACCUGACUUAGGAAAACAAGAAAGCGACGGUAAGAAGAAUAAUGUCCUACGCUGCCGUUUUAACCCCUUAAACCCUUAUAUCAAAAGUCACAUUCUCAUUUGUUGUCCUUAUACGUUUCCUAUGGUACUAGUGGGAAGAAGUUGUUGAAGAAUCUGUUAGAUUCAUCUUGUGUGAUCAUGUCCUUAAUUCUUGUCAUCACCGAUUCUAUAAAGCAUUGAUAUUUCAAGGAGAAAUUUGAUGCUGAUCGUUCUUAGGGCUCUAAGGGUUAAGUGCCGUCGCGCAAACCCUCCUUCAUAUUUUUUUUAAUUGUUCAUUUGUAACCGCGAGGCUCUUUUUGGAAGCGUUUUGAAGGUUCUCUGCGAGCUCUCCAGUCAUGUAGCAGCUCUCUCGACCCUAAAAGCCAAUUGGUUCGAUACCCUAACCGUGAAAAAAUGCGAAAUAAUGAUAAACAAUGAUGUGUUAUUGUUUUCUGCUCAUUGACACUCAAAUGAAGUGUUUUUUUUUUCGCAAAAUCGGUCAGAAAACGUUCUGUUUGCCCUAUAACUUUAUUAACUUACAAAGUGCCCUUUUGUCAAUAGUUAGGACAAUAGAAGAUACAACGUCCUUGACACAGAAGACAAAGGAACGGAGUACAGAUUCUAGGCCGAUCAUUAGGACAGCUACAUCGCGUCAAGGGAGAAGGAGAAAGAAGUCCCCGGAUGAGAAUAAGGUUACUGAUGUCAUGCAUGAUAAUCAAAAAGCUGUUGGUGCUUUGGUUGCCAAGGAUUCCAAGCAGGCAAAAGAGGCGACGGCAAGUGAUUGGAGCCAGCAUUCUUCAGCUUCUGAGGCAGCGGUAUCACAAGGGAAAAUGGAGUUACUUCUUGUCGUUAGGUAAGAUUUAGCUUUGGUGUUAAAAGUUGCAGAGCAAACAAACAACACGCUCAAUUUCAUUAAGAAGUUUUGUGACGAAAACGUUAGGAAGGUCCUUUUUUUUUUGUUUCGAUUUGUUGUACCAACAUUAGCACCUUCGAAAAUUGGUCGGGCAGACUCUUAAAAUCUAGAGCUCACCACUCAAACGUAGGAUGGUUAUCCUGUGUUGGAUGUGACCAUCUGUAUAUUCACACUGGUAGUUUUUUUAGACUUAAGUUGUACAUGCUGCUGUUGCUUAUGUUGUUUUUGUAUUUUUUUUUUUACCUUUGUACCAAGAAGAGAAGGGAUAAGUAGCAUGGAGCUUGCACCUACUAUAACUCUUUUAAUAUUGUAAUUCUAAGCUAUGCAAUCUUUCUACAUUUUUUUUUCCAGGCCAGGCGAUGAUGGCGACCAAACUAUUUUGCAAUCCGGUAUUCCUCUUCUCCGGAUACCAACAGUUCUGGAUAGCAGUAAGAGCUCGGAAUUAACUCCUCAAAGCCACAGCAGGAGGCAAACAAACAAUACAAAAACUGAGACUGGGUCACAAACUGAACAGCAGAUAAUGACGUCAUCAUUUUCACAGACGCGUCAGUUCUCUGGCCCUCCAGAUCACGUGACUAAUCCGCCUGGUAAUCAGAUACUAACAACGACUGUCUCGCAAACACAACAACAUUUUGGGAGUCACCCGAUUCGUCAUCAUGAUCCGCAGAGUUUGUUUUCAACAGCUUCUCAAACACAGGUGCACUCUGGUAUUCUUAAUCGUGAUGACCACUUGACUCGUCCUUCAGGUCCACAGAGUUUGACGUCAUCAGCUACUCAAACACAGGUGCAUUCUGGGCUUCUAACAGGUGAAGAGCACUUCACUCGUCCUUCAGGUCCGCAGAGCAUGACGUCAUCAGCUUCACAGACACAAGUGUAUUCCGGGAUUUCACCUGACCAAGGUCGGGUGGUCAGUCAGUCGGUGCAAGGUACUCACGCGAUGUACACUCAAACAGAUGUCAACACCGAGCCCAAACCAGCUUGGCCAGUUUUUCCUUUGUUCUUAUCACAGCAGCCACCACAAACCUCACUCGUUUUAGUUGGUGGAAGUUCAUGUGUCGCUUUAAAUGGCAAUGAAGUAGAAGGUAAGUGACUGGGUCGAAGUUUUGACCUAAAUUCGUUUUACUCCGAAGAACUUUAGGGCUUUGCUUCGUCACUUUGCUCGCUGUUACAUCUCCCAGAAACAAAACCCACAGCAUCGCAAAGUGUGGUACCUGAUCUAAGCAAAAUAAAGUUCUUAGAAAUUCAACCCAAAAGAGAACUAUUGGAAAACAACACUGAAAAAAAAGGACUCGGUACCACGGGCGCGCCCUCUAAGAAGUGGCCUUUGCUGCGCAUGACCGAAAGGCAAUCGCAUCCGACUGCUAUUGACUUGAAUAAAAUGAGGCUUUAUGAAAAUCCACCAUCUGUUCGCGAAGCCUGGCCGCUCUUGGAAACUCCCAGGCAGGCAGAAACUCCGCAGCUAAUCCCAUUGGAGAAAAUACUGGCGUUUGAAAAGAGAAUGAGAGAUAAGCUCAAACCUCUUACUGAGCCGCCCACGCACCCACUCUACCCUCACGAAAAAGAGAACAUCCAACCCCUAAUGGGAGAUAUACCAGCAAUGGUGCAGUCUACUGCUUCAGUAACUGAACAACCUGUGGCACAAAACAAGAGAAACGCGCCUUCAAGGUAAGAUAACUUUGAGUACUACAGUCAUUAGUUUUUGUUUCGUCACGCAACGCCCCUCCUCAAGCUGCGUGAGAGACUAUUCAGUCGUACUCUCCCAGGCAGCCGUUUUUGUUUCGUCACGCAACGCCCCUCCUCAAGCUGCGUGGGAGACUAUUCAGUUAGUUGUCUCCCACGCAGCUGUUUUUGUCUCAUCACGCAACGCCCCUCCUCGAACUUUCCCCAAUAGGACGGAGGGUAUUUGUAUUUAUUUAUGGAGGGGUCCUUAAGCGGACGUUUAACAGUGCUCGUCUCACGGCUUUUUGUCGUUUUUAUGGUCGUUUAGCCUUUGAAGUCAGCAGCUAAAUUCUCCUCACGAUAACAAUGCUUAAUUUACCAUAAUAGUAAUGAGGUUAAAAGAAAUUAUGUAGGUUAAAUGUUGCCAACCAAAGAAAAUGACAUCAAGACUGUAGCGUGUUGGUAAAUUUUGUGGAUUCGCUUACUUUUGGGAUUCGCCCUCAUCGUUCUUCCAUGUUUUGUGUUUGCUUUUAGACAAAGACGAAGGCAGGCUUUGGAAAAAGAAACCCGACCUCGGUCAACGUCGCCAUUGUACAAGAGCAGACGAGGAAGAGGAACUGGUCGCAAAUUCGCACAGAGAGAAGUAAUUACAGUUCAACCAGCGAAAAAAGCGAGGAGAGCUGAAAGGGGAGUUUCUGAUCAAGCUCGACCUGCAAAAGGGCAUCAAAGUACGAAGCCACGACAAAACAAGCCGCAAAUAGUACAGGAAGUCGUUUCUACGAAGGAGAAGGAAAAGAGUGUUAGCUUGAGCGAAAGUGAGUUGGAAUUAUCAGAGAUUUUUGAUCAUGUGGUAGAUAUUUCCGAGGAAGAAGAGGAGUAUUUUCGCGUUGAACGAAGUCCAGACUCGAAUGCUUUUAUCGGCGACGACCGUAAGUAUCUAAGUAAAGGAGAUGUGCACAGGCCAGCCAGUAAGAAAGGUCACAGUGCCGAACCCGUCAAAAACGGAAACUACAAGGAAACUAUUAGAGAAAGAGUUCACAGGGAACCCAUGCUCGAAGAUGUACUACCUGCUCCACCCUCCAUGCGGCGUAUAAAGGAGAGAAUAGGACGAAAGCUACAGGAAGUCGACCAGCAGAUGGCUGAGUAUCGGAGUGGGAGCAGCAGCUUUGGUAACAAAUGGCGUGAUGAUUCUGAUAGGCAGUCGAGACACGAAGGUGCUCUAAAACAGAAUAUUGGUAUUCAAGUGGGUGAGGAAAAGAAGCCAUCGCCAGUCAGUCCUGUCUAUUCCUCAAAUAUCUCUGGCGUUAUCGGACUGGGAAGUACUUAUAAAGUAAGUUCCAGCUCUCAGACUGAUCAACCUCCAGCCCGGUCACCUCCAGAGAGAAGAGACCGGGAACUAGUAACAUUUGGUGUUCAAACGGAAAAACAAUCUGAUGAUGUUGAUCACGUGACAUCCCACGCGCCAGUAUUACCACCGGAUAUCAUUUUAAAACUGCAAAUGCCCAAGCCUGAUCAGGACCGCAUCCUCCCCACUGGUUCGCUUAUAGAUUAUGACCAAUCUGUUACUGACCCUCCAACCUCUGUACGGGGGAGGCUGAUUGGAGUAGAUAUGAGUGACAUGACUGGUGGUGGCCCCCCUGUUAGUUCCACAGAUGUUGACCAGGUGACCAAUAGUGUUCCAAUAGAUGUCAGGGGGAGGCAGUUCCUAAGUGUGGCUGAUAUCGACCAUAAUCAGUGGUUCGAGGUUCGAAGUGCGCCAUUAACGACUGCAGAUGAAGUAAGUACAGCUCUUCCUAAAGAAAAGGACACAAAGGAGGAGGAACUGAACAGGAGUGCUGGUGAAAAAACAGAGUUGUUUUCUAAACAAGGUAAAUGUGCAAAUUACGAUAUGACAUCUCAAUUCAUACAGUCAAACCUGUAUUAAGCGGUCAUCCUUGGGUAAUGGCUUACUGACCGCUAAUAUGGGUUGAACGUUUAAUACAGGUUUGAUUAACCGAAGGGUUAUUCAAGAAAAUGAAGCUGGUGACAUAGCGAAAUAUCUAUCCCAUGCCUUUUUGGCCUCAAACUGUUUCUACCUCCACUUGAACCUAAAGAAAAAUAGUAAAAGACCACUAAACGCCUUGCAUAGUGUAUCUGUUGCACUAGUAUGGUAGAUUUGUGAAGGUGACCUUUUAACAGAGAUGAAGACAAUAAAGGUCAGUUUUACAGUUAUUAAGUGAAACUAUUUCAGGGACUUUGGUAAGUGACUGCUUAGUAGAGGUCCGCUUAAUACAAGUUUGACUGUAUGCUGAAGUGUAGGUACAGCGGAGUAACCGUUAUGCUAGUGAUUGGUUAAGACACUUUCUUGUAACGCCGGUUCGUAUCAAUAGCUGCACAACAAGUUUUAUUUGUCGAACAGUCAGAGAAGCAGCUGUGUCUCACAAGAAAAGACAUGUGUACCGUCCUUUUCAGACCUUUUCAGUAAAAAGUGCAUAAUGUCUCCACGUACACAGAAGGGACUAUUUCUGAAAAGAAGUCGUCUCGGGAAGAAACUGUGCUCUUACGGAAAAGAAAACGUUUCUUAACAAUAAUAUUGCCUCGAGUUAGAACUAUCGGUGAAAGAAUGUCUAUGAUAUCCAUAUGAUGCUAUUGACUGGGAAGAGUUUUCCUUCUGUUUAGCUUCUUCAGAAAUUUCAAGACAUGAGUCUGUUGAAGAAAAGGAAGAUACAGAACACAAACAAGAAAGCAAGAAGCAGUCCUUUGACGGUGCUGACCGAGUAACAGUAGACAUGAUGGACUCCAUAGACAGCUCUUUUCAGAGGUAAGUGGUCACCAAGUUUGCUCACAAAGAAACCAAAAAUUUCAAAUGCAGAUUUUAUAAAAUGCAUAAAUCCAACAGUAUCACGUGAAAGUACUGACAAAGAGAUUUCAUUUUAAUGGUCACAACACAGGGUUUCAUCCUUUAAUUAGACUCAAAACUUAGAACUACAUACUUAAUAAAUAGUUCCACUUGAAAGCACUAGUGAAAAGGUUUCACCAUGAGAUCCCAUCCGCAGACUAAAACUUAGGACCAUGUAAAAGUACUGCUGAAGUCGUUCCAUUUGAAUGGUCACACCACUGCAGUAUUUCAACCGAAGACUCAAAAGUUAGAUAUGCGUCACAAUUGACUCUCGGCGUCCCGCUCUUGUAGGCAUAUAUAUAUAUUUUUUUGUUACCGCGUGGUAAAUGUUAUGUCACUCUAUAUUGUUGAGAUGUGUUUCCCCAUAAACCAAACGUUCUUUUCCUUGCACCAUGGAGCUGAUUUGGUGACGCUAUCGCUUCUUAUAUUGGCCGUUACAAAGUGGUUAGAUAUUCGUCCCCCAAAACCGUCCCAUAAUACAUUCAACACACUCCACUACCUCAAAAAAGCCAAUAGAAAGAAUGUUGCUGUUACAAUUAAAAAAUUGUCACUUGAUUUUCAGGUUUUACCCACUUCCUUUCCCAGUUGCUUCCCAGUCCAGUGCGCGCACUGUUUCGACGCAUGCGCUGAAUGAAAGAAUGCAAGAAAUGAGCGAAAGGAUAGAAGCAAUGGAUCAAAUCACGCAGAACAUGGACAGAGAAUUUAAGAGUUCGCGCGUGGUAAGUACUAGGCUGAUUUAGCAACAGAACGGGAACGUCAGUUGACGACGGCGCGCGCAAAUCAAACAACUGGCUUGACCAAUGGCAGAGUGGCAAAUUGGGCACCGGAAGUCGAGUUUGGUCCUUUCCGCGCGCUUUCCCGUCGUCAAAUGACGUUCCCGUUCUGUUGCUAAAUCAGCCUACUAUCGGUACUACGCCCCCUUUGGUUUCUGGGAUCGUUACUAGAGACUUUCCGGUCAGUGAGUCUGCGUAGUAAGCGGCUCUCGUUCCAUUUUUCGCGCGGCCAAAACCGAAAAUCCCGUUCCUCGCCGUUCCCCGGUCUUUCUUUGCUCCGAAACCACACGGAAACGCUUGCUGUGCAGGUUAGCUGGUCAGCAGCCGGUCAGCUAUUAACCAUUUUCUUACUGACCUUAGUAAUAGUCCCAAAACUCUUUGCAAAAGUUAACUUAGCCCAGUCUCCUUUCCCUUUCCAAAGUGGUGAAUCUGUUUGCAACUUUACGUGCCAUAAACAUUCUUUGUCGUUCUAUAACCGCCGGGAGUUUUACAAGGAAGACAUCCCCUGUGAUUUAUAUUUUGAUAACUGGUCUCGCUAAAGUUUCCUCUGCGGACAGAACAAUAGAUGGUAGCGAAGAACUCCUUAAGAGUUUACAUUUGAUUGAUCACACUUAAAACUCAGACUCGCUAUAUCUAUGAAUAACAAGUCACGAAAAAAAUUAUUCAUUCGCUUUCAUUUUAAUGACAACAAGGAUCAUUUCAACAGAAUAAGAAAUUGUACACUAAAUGACUCAUUAUAUGGGGAGAAUAUUUGUGCAUAAUUAGCUCUGCUUCUUUUUUCCAGCUUCUUUCAGCUAUUCAAAGCAUCGAUGAAGUGCUAAACCCAUCUCCAACGGAGGAUGAAUCCUUCCCGAGGUCCCGUCGAGGAAAGCCCCGGAGAUGGGGAGAUACCGCACCUUGGAGAAGAGCCUCCAAAAGAAUGCCUCAAAAACUACAAAAAUCUGAAGGUUGGUUAUUUUACCAUUGGUUACUCAUAUUAUUGCUAAUUCAGGAGUGCAGUUAGCAACAGUCGGCGACAAAAUGAGUUGAGACACUUCGCCCAAAACUGGGCUUUUUUACGUUUUAUUAACUUCAAAAGGAGGAAAUAUUGCUUUCCUCCCCCAUCCCCUCCGUGCAAUGUUGUGCCCUUGUUCUAGCUACNUACCAUUGGUUACUCAUAUUAUUGCUAAUUCAGGAGUGCAGUUAGCAACAGUCGGCGACAAAAUGAGUUGAGACACUUCGCCCAAAACUGGGCUUUUUUACGUUUUAUUAACUUCAAAAGGAGGAAAUAUUGCUUUCCUCCCCCAUCCCCUCCGUGCAAUGUUGUGCCCUUGUUCUAGCUACCUAUAGAAAACAACAAACACCCCAACUUUGAAUGGAGGGGACAGGGGAGGGGUUCAAUUUUGUCGCCGAUUGAAGGAUUCGGAGAGUGCAGCGUUACAAACUGUUGGCUUAAUUCUUUUCCUCGGUAACACUUUAAGCCCUAAUAUCUAUACAUAAAUUCUCCACACUGAUCUCCAUACAUUUCCUUAAAGAAUUAUCUGAGAGAAUUUGAUAAAAGAUCAAAGCAUUUUCCCUUAGAUGAUCAUUUUAUUUAAUCUCAUAACCUUUUCUCUUGAUUUUGUACUGACAUUGUUAGGAGAGAAUUGGCGUUGGUCGCUCUACUUAAUGGAGGUAGUUUCUAAGGAAACUGUGGCGUUGCCCACGUGGUUGAGGAGUGAAACAUCAAAAUUUAGUUUCGUCAAAUCAAUGGACCAAGUAAAUCCACCUCGUUCCCAGGAUCCUACUCGUCCCCUGGAGUGAGAGAGAAUCGAGUAGGAAAGGACCCUGGGAACGAGGUUGCAUGUGAAUUUGCCAUCGCAAUCAAUUUCCAAAGCUGGUAUCUCGAGCACUAGCUAUCCCUUCCAUAUUCAAAUCUGUUGAUAAAACGUAAUUUUUCCUUUCCUAUUUAGAUACGGAAGAUAGCAUUGAUGUUGAUGUAGAAAAAGAAGCAAGAGUUGACGUGGAUAAUGUAAGAGAUGUUAAGUCUGAAGAGGAAGAGAGGGCCAGCGAAGGUGCUGAAGAACAGAUAGUCUCUGAGGUAGAACAAGAUGAUGACAGACGCUCCGAUGAACAACGAGAAGAAGAGGUCGGAGACAGCGUUGAAAUGCGGAGUGAUGGUGCCAUAGAAGAAGGCGAAACAGCGUUUGACGGAGAAGAGACAGCUGAUGACAAGCAUGAAGAUUAUAACAUGGACAUCAAAGCCGAUGCUGAAUGGGAUCGCCAGAAAGACGAACCUGCAGCCCCUUCACAGCAUCAUGAAAGGUAACAUACUUUCUAACAGUUUUUAGUCAUUCAUGUGUUUCGUCAAGCCAUUCAUCUAAACGACGUCGUUUCUCAAGUGUCCCAAGCCUGCUUGAUUUAUCGUUNUAUGAUUAGGAAGAAUGUUGAAUCUUACCUGCGUUUCACAUCUCUUUCCUUUUCCAUAGACUUCAUCUUCUUAAAAUUAACGGUGCCCUUAAAAUAACAAGAUAACAUAAAUACGAAGGUCUGGCUAUCACCAGGGAAGUUGCCACGCGUUGUCACGCAAGAACGCACGCGAGAGGCAACUGUAACCGUAGACUGAGAAAUAAUAUUUCCAUCUCAUGAUAACUUCACAUUAACCAGAACUCUAUGAAAGUGACUCCGCGGUUUAUCGUUUUUAAAUUUAUAACUACGUAAAGGCGAAGCCACACGAUGCAAAUUCGCUUAGAACUUUUGAAAUCCCGAUGGCCACGCGAUAUGAUAUCAUGUGCAACUUCUUGCAAGCAAUUUAAGGGACUGCAGCACCAAUGUAAUCAGAGUCCUUGCACAAGCUAUUACGCAGCUGGACAAACGGUGCCGUGCGAUACUGCAUGGCGUGUCCGCGCCUUAACAUCGAUUUAGCAAUCCUAGCUAAUUCUGUCUUUUUUCUUUCCUUUCUUACCUGUGUGGGAGACAUGAAAGGUUGAUGUUCCUGUGCACGAAGCUCUUCCUGCUGGUUCCGCCAUUCAGCUUGCUUUUCUGAACGCUUUUUGUUCAUCCAUUCCUUAAGAUAUUUUCUAGCAUCUGGGCUGGGGUCCCUACUGAGGGAGGACAAUUAAAGCAUCAUAAACCGGUCCUUGUUAACUUUAACCAAAUACCUUGGCUGCCAAACAACAGACCACAGGGAGAAUGGGUACAAGCCCUCGGUCCAACGAUUUCUAGGAUUGUUUGGGUAGACAAGCUUUAAUAAACCUUUUUACCGAUACGGCGGCCAUAUUGAAUUUAUUCGAUUUAAGGAGUAUUAUAGGAUGCCCAGGGGGCAUGAGCACAUUUCGUUUGUAUUUUCGAGCUCUUUUCGGGACAUUUUUUCUUAAAGUUUUCUUAGAAUAAGAUUGUAACGGGAAAAAAGAUCUUUGUGCCGUGUUUGGAUGUAAUAAUGACCGCCUUUUUUCUGAGAAAUAUACAGUGAACGAUUAUAUUUCUAAUACUAAACUAGAAGAAGGCGAUCAUUAUUACAUCCAAACACGGUACAAGGAUCUUUUUUCCCAUUACAAUCUUAUUCUAAGAAAACUUUAAGAAAAAAUGUCCCGAAAAGCGCUCGAAAAUACAAACGAAAUGUGCUCAUGCCCCCUGGGCAUCCUAUAAUACUCCUUAAAUCGAAUAAAUUCAAUAUGGCCGCCGUAUCGGUAAAAAGGUUUAUUAAAGCUUGUCUACCCAAACAAUCCUAGAAAUCGUUGGACCGAGGGCUUGUACCCAUUCUCCCUGUGGUCUGUUGUUUGGCAGCCAAGGUAUUUGGUUAAAGUUAACAAGGACCGGUUUAUGAUGCUUUAAUUGUCCUCCCUCAGUAGGGACCCCAGCCCAGAUGCUAGAAAAUAUCUUAAGGAAUGGAUGAACAAAAAGCGUUCAGAAAAGCAAGCUGAAUGGCGGAACCAGCAGGAAGAGCUUCGUGCACAGGAACAUCAACCUUUCAUGUCUCCCACACAGGUAAGAAAGGAAAGAAAAAAGACAGAAUUAGCUAGGAUUGCUAAAUCGAUGUUAAGGCGCGGACACGCCAUGCAGUAUCGCACGGCACCGUUUGUCCAGCUGCGUAAUAGCUUGUGCAAGGACUCUGAUUACAUUGGUGCUGCAGUCCCUUAAAUUGCUUGCAAGAAGUUGCACAUGAUAUCAUAUCGCGUGGCCAUCGGGAUUUCAAAAGUUCUAAGCGAAUUUGCAUCGUGUGGCUUCGCCUUUACGUAGUUAUAAAUUUAAAAACGAUAAACCGCGGAGUCACUUUCAUAGAGUUCUGGUUAAUGUGAAGUUAUCAUGAGAUGGAAAUAUUAUUUCUCAGUCUACGGUUACAGUUGCCUCUCGCGUGCGUUCUUGCGUGACAACGCGUGGCAACUUCCCUGGUGAUAGCCAGACCUUCGUAUUUAUGUUAUCUUGUUAUUUUAAGGGCACCGUUAAUUUUAAGAAGAUGAAGUCUAUGGAAAAGGAAAGAGAUGUGAAACGCAGGUAAGAUUCAACAUUCUUCCUAAUCAUACUGAGUGAAUGAAUGAUGUGUCUUUAGUUACCUUACAAACGCCAAUAAAGACGCGAGUCUGCCGUGCCAAAUAAGGCAGUUAUACAGUUCUGGGUUUAGAAACUAAAAAAGGUUUCAUCUAACGUUAACUUAAACAGGAAAACGGAAGAUCAACACAAACAGAAGAGAAUAGAAUCAGCGUCCAAUCUUCUCGCGGAGAUGCUGGCCGAGCCCGUUCCCAAGGCCAAUGUUCGUAAGCCUAAUCUCCGCUAUGGGGGAAACAUAACCUCGCUUUUUACAAAACCUCUCCCAGGGAAAAAGAAAAGAGCUGGCGAACGACACAAAACGUUACCUAAAAGUUCGCGAAAAGGUAAAGAGAAAACUGACCAACGAGGAGCCAUUAAUGAAACAGCACUUCAACAGUCUCGUUUUCCAGCGAAAGGUAACCAUUCCGUUUACGAUGGAACUUAUCGUCCAGGCUCGUUAUUUUCCGAGGAUUUUCCGGAUCGCGGUGCCGCAGAAAUUUCAAACAUCAGAUCGCAAAGAACCCCUCGAUACGACUUAAUACGAACUAGCAGCCCGGUUGUUUCAGACGAACAAGAUCUGGCCAGUUUAGUACCAGAUAAAAUUGACCGAAGCGAUAAGUUAUAUGCGAAGAAAACUGCUCCGGACGACGACUAUUGGCGUUCGAAAUCUCCUACUGGCGCCGAGUUUGUCACGAAGCAAACAUAUCGGGACUUUGCUAAGAACCAGCCAAAACGAUUGAAAGCGCGCGAAACUGCCUUGCGCAGGACUCCCCACGGGGGUAUCAGCGCGCAAAGAUUUUCGUCGCAGCCGAAGGGCGUUACAACUAUGGGACGAACGUUCGCGAGGACACAACCAACUUACCCUCUCCUCCCUGGUAGUGAGACGUUAGCGGAAGUAGAUCGGUUGUUAGAGGAGGAUGUCGAUGGUUUAGAUGUAGAGAAUCUUGAAGGAAUAGAGAGCCUGUUGGAAGGAGAUGAGGAACUAAAGGACUUGUUAUCUGAUGUGGACUGGCGAGGUAUUAAUAAGGUCAGUGUGUUAGUUGAAUUUCCUAUUCAGUUAACCUAUAGUCGUGACGCCAUACUACACUUUACUCUGUAAUUUUACGGCAAAUUCUGCGCAAGGGUAAUUUAUUUUCAGUACCAACUAUAGGUCGAAUAAAACACCCAAGCGCCCGGAAAAUCGCAUCCAGCGAGGAAUCGCGACGCGCGCAAGGCGAUUUUGUGUUCCCUCGCGUGCCUCGAAAGCACUUCUCUCUAAGACGGUAACAAACUACUCGCAGGCACUAGCGCGUGAGCACAAGAUCGCGGACGAAGCGUCCGCCAUAUUGCUUUUGAUAUGUUUGCAUGAGGUCUGGGUCAAAGUGACCUAAGAUUGGUCCAAGGCCUUGUGCUUAUGCUUGUGCUUAUGUCGACUCCGUUUUCACCAGUCAAAGCUACGACGUAAGCACGAGCACAAGAAGAACGAACUUGUCCUUUUUUCUUGUGGUUGUGGUUAUGCUUGUGGUUAUGCUUAUCAGCUAGUGAAAACCAGGCUUAAAGCACCAACAAAAGUCUAAACUUGAGUGAUCGUGGUCGUCAGUACUUCCGAGUCAACUGGAAAUGGUUGGCAAUGAUAGUUUAAAUUUAGAAACGACUGAAUAUUUCGGGGCUAUAGGGUGGCACCAGACACAAAUUACACCCUCUUAUCUAUCAAAGCAUUUGCAUUAAAUAGAAAUCUUCUUUUCAAUUAAAAGGCUCGUUUUUUCACUUUUAGCCUAGAAGAGUUGAUUCCUCCGGGCUGACUGGUCAACGCUCUAAGCUGAUUAAUGGAAGAAUUAAAGAAACGGAGAGAGAAGAAAGUAAGUUUUAUUGUCCGAUCACGCAAAAGAAUACCUAACACUUCCUUCGUCUUACAUCCUUACAGGCUUAAAUUGCACCAUCGUAUCCUUACAUUGCUUAUUUAUUACUUGGAUUUUUAUUUCAGUUGUAUAUUGGUACGUGUGCGCGCGCGCAAUUUAAUUUUGGGCGCGUGCAUUAUUUAUUUAUUUAUUUUAGUUGCGUGUACAUGUAGUUCGUUUAAUAACGUCUUAGUUUUGCUUUGCGUUAUUUUCCUCACUUAUAUGUGUUGUCCGCGACUGUGCUCACACGGUGGGUGGCUCCUCCUAAAAUGUUCUGCAAUUGGUAUAGGAUUUAAUGGAGCCGAAACCAAUUGUGGAAUUGCACUCAUUUUAGGCAUCCUACUGAUGAACAGUUGGGACACGUAGAUAUAUUUUUAGCAACUACUAUAAUUUGCAGUCUGUCUACUUUGAAUCCUUAUAUAACUUUAUUUCACGUUAAUUAUUGCCUGAAAAUAUAAUAAAGAGGACAAUUACGCCUUGGUAAACUGUCAUGUUUUGGUGCUUGCAGUUGAUUGGCCAUCAAACGCGAACAGAGAUUAUAGUCAACAUGAAGCUGAGCCAGGAGUACCUUCAACCAGCGUUCUGUUGCGGGAGUUUGAUCUUGACGUCAGUCCGUGGAGUAGUGGACAGAGUUUGCGCGCAUCUGAUGAUGUUGCUCAGCUUCUGGUGAGUUAUGGGAUAGCAAUUUCAGAUGAAAGCUGUUGUGUACCAGUAUUCCUCCGUUUGUUCGUCAAUUUUUUUCUCUUCGACAAAAACUACUACUCUACUACUCAUUUGAAUGGUAACACUUUAGAAUUUCUUCUACACGGUUAACAAUUAUGAUCACCUUCAGUGUAUAUGCAUAAUAAACAGCGUAACAAGAAGCUUAUGCUCAAUAUAUAGCUUUCAUUUGAAUGGGCACAUUUGAAGAAUUCUUUGAUCGAUUCAGAAGUUACGACCACCCUUUGGAGGCCAAUAAACAGUACUUCGACUUUGCAUUUAACACUUUUGAGAACAAAUCUAGCCACGUUCCUAAACAUUCAAUUCACUUGUAUAGUCCUGUGGAAUAAGCGAGCAAUAAAUCCCCGAAGAUUUUAUUUCCAUACGCGCGCUCGACGAUCUCUAAAGAGAAAUUGACGGACUGUGAACAGGCUAGAAUAGUGAACUCAGAAGUUUGAUGGAGUACCCAAUCAUUUUCUUAGAUUCUUUGUUGUUGUGUUUUAUUUGAGGCUGAUGUUGAUGAGGCUGUAGGAAAUAUGUCUGAGAGCACAGGAAGUACCCGAAGCCAAAUAGACUGGGAAGAGGUUAACAAAAUCAUGGGAGAAGCAUAGUUAUAGACAGAGCUAACAGCGAAAACAACGUUUAAAUCAGCUAAGUCUUGAUCCAUCUGUGUGUUCCUUUGCCCGUGGAAGUUUUGCUAGUUUCUCAGUAAUGCCAUGGUUAGCUCAUGGUUCUUGUAUUAUCCAGUGUGAAAUGUACAUUGGUAUAUACCGAAAUUUGGCAAGCAUCAUGAUUUGAAUGGCAUUUUCCAUUUGCUUGGUUUUCUGUUGAUAUUUCACAUACUUAAUAUUCAGCAUAUCGACAAAAACCUGAGGAUCUCAAAAUUGUAAUAAAAGUAAUAUAUCACGCAAAUCUAUAAUUAUCAGAAGCUUUUAAAGUUACCGGACAUCAAUCGUAUUUAUUGAUAAAUAAUUGAUUGAUUUAUGUGUUUGUCUGAAGUGGUCUGCGAAUUUCCAAGACAUGCAUUACCUUACGUGGCUUCUCUUGGCCUCGGGAGAACAUUAUUUAUGUUACUGUGUCUGUAAAUAGGAUAAAUUUCACUCAUCCGGGAACAAAUAUUUUCAAAAUAAAUGAAUAUAAAUAAAUUUACCAUUUGUUUCUCUCUCUCUAUAUAAAAUAUUUUCGUCUUCUGAGGAAAAAACUACGCUAUUUUUAUUCACCAGGCCAUUUCCGAGUUCCAAAAAACCCACACUUUCAGUACGAGGCUAAGUGCCAAACCUUUCUUGUGUAAAUGAGUUGUAUUUGUAUGAGAAUCAAAAAUCUUUUUCAUGUCAACAACUUCGCACUUCGCACCUCGCUUUGAAACAGAGGCUUGGGGGAACUCGGGAAUGGCCUAAUAUUUUCUUAUCUCUUGAUGUAUUUAUUUCAAGAAUUUUUUUAAUACCACUGUAGAUUAUUUAGUAACACCUCAACCUGUGGCACAAAACAAGAGAAACGCGCCUUCAAGGUAAGAUAACUUUGAGUACUACAGUCAUUAGUUUUUGUUUCGUCACGCAACGCCCCUCCUCAAGCUGCGUGGGAGACUAUUCAGUCAUUAGUCUCCCACGCAGCCGUUUUUGUUUCAUCACGCAACGCCCCUCCUCGAUCUUUCCCCAAUAGGACGCAGGGUAUUUGUUUUUAUUUAUGGAGGAGUCCUUAAGCGGACGUUUGACUGUACUAGUCUCACGACUUUUUGUCGUUUUUAUGGUCAUUCAGCCCUUGAGGUCAGCAGCUAAAUUCUCCUCACGAUAACAAUGCUUAAUUUACCAUAAUAGUAAUGAGGUUAAAAGAAAUUAUGUAGGUUAAAUGUUGCCAACCAAAGAAAAUGACGUCAAGAUUGUAGCGUGUUGGUAAAUGUUGUGGAUUCGCUUACUUUUGGGAUUCGCCCUCAUCUUCCUUCCAUGUUUUGUGUUUCCUUUUAGACAAAGACGAAGACAGGCUUUGGAGAAAGAAACCCGGCCUCGGUCAACGUCGCCAUUGUACAAGAGCAGACGAGGAAGAGGAACUGGUCGCAAAUUCGCACAGAGAGAAGUAAUUACAGUUCAACCAGCAAAAAAAUCGAGAAGAGUUGAAAGGGGAGUUUCUGAACAAGCUCGACCUGAAAAAGGACGUCAAAGUAAGAAGCCACGACAAAACAAGCCGCAAAUAGUACAGGAAGUCGUUUAUACGAAGGAGAAGGAAAAGAGUGUUAGCUUGAGCGAAAGUGAGUUGGAAUUAUCAGAAAUUUCUGAUCAUGUGGUAGAUAUUUCCGAGAAAGAAGAGGAGUAUUUUCGCGUUGAAAGAAGUCCGGACUCGAAUGCUUUUAACGGCGACGACCGGAGGGGGCUUAGUAAAGGAGAUGUGCACAGGCCAGCCAGUAAGAAAGGUCACCGUGCCGACCCCGUCAAAAACGGAAACUACAAGGAAACUAUUAGAGAAAGAGUCCACAGGGAACCCAUGCUCGAAGAUGUACUACCUGGUCCACCCUCCAUGCGGCAUAUAAAGGAGAGAAUAGGACGAAAGCUACAAGAGGUCGACCAGCAGAUGACUGAGUAUCGGAGUGGGAGCAGCAGCUUUGGUAACAAAUGGCGUGAUGAUUCUGGUAGGCAGUCGAGACACGAAGGUGCUCUGAAACAGAAUAUUGGUAUUCAAGUGGGUGAGGAAAAGAAGCCAUCGCCAGUCAAUACUGUCGGAUUCUAUUCCUCAAAUAUCUCUGGCGUUGUCGGACCGGGAAGCACUUAUAAAGUAAGUUCCAGUUCUCAGACUGAUCAACCUCCGACCCGGUCACCUCCAGAGAGAAGAGACCGGAAACUAGUAACAUUUGGUGUUCAAACGGAAAAACAAUCUGAUGAUGUUGAUCACGUGACAUCCCACGCGCCAGUAUUACCACCGGAUAUCAUUUUAAAACUCCAAAUGCCCAAGCCUGAUCAGGACCGCAUCCUUCCCCCUGAUUCGCUGAUAGAUUAUGACCAAUCUGUUACUGACCGUCCUACCCCUGUACGGGGGAGGCUGAUUGGAGUAGAUAUGAGUGACGAGACUGGUGGUGGCCCCCCUGUUAGUUCCACAGAUGUUGACCAGGUGACCAGUAGUGUUCCAAUAGAUGUCAGGGGGAGGCAGUUCCUGAGUGUGGCUGAUAUUGACCAUAAUCAGUGGCUCGAGGUUCGAAGUGCGCCAUUAACGACUGCAGAUGAAGUAAGUCCUAAAGAAAAGGACGCAAAGGAGGAGGAACUGAACAGUAAUGCUGGUCAAAAAACAGAGUUGUCUUCUAAACAAGGUAAAUGUGCAAAUUAAGAUAUGACAUCUUUAUUCUUUAAGUCAAACCUGUAUUAAGCGGUCAUCCUUGGGUAAUGGCGUACUGACCGCUAAUACAGGUUGACCGUUUCAUACAGGUGUGACAAAGCGAAGGGUUAUUCAAGAAAAUGAAGCUGGUGACAUAGCGAAAUAUCUAUCCCAUGCCUUUUUAGCCUCAAACUGUUUCUACCUCCACUUGUACCUAAAGAAAAAUAUUAGACGACCACUAAACGCCUUUCAUAGUGUAUCUGUUACACUAGUAUGGUACAUUUGUCAAAGUGACCGUUUAACAGAGAUGAAGACAAUAGAGGUCAGUUUUACAGUAAUUAAGUGAAACUAUUUCAAGGACUUUGGUAAGUGAUCGCUUAUUAGAGGCCUGCUUGAUACAGGUUUUACUGUAUGCUGAAGUGUAGUUACAGCGGAGUAACCGUUAUGCUAGUGAUUGGUUAAGACACUUUCUUAUAACGUUCGUAUUAGCUAUACAACAAGUCUUAUCCAGUGUCGAACAGUCAGAGAAGUAACUGUGUUUCACAAGAAAAGACGUGUGUCUUGUCUUUUUUCAGACCUUUUCAAUAAAAAGUGCACAAUGUUUCCACGUACACAGUAGGUAAUAUUUCUGAAAAGAAGUCAACUCUGGAAGAAACUGUGGCUCGUAAGAAAAGAAAACGUUUCUUAACAAUAAUAUUGCCUCGAGUUACAACUGUCGGUGAAAGAAUCCCUAUGAUAUCCAUAUGAUGCUAUUGACUGGAAAGAGUUUUCCUUCUGUUUAGCUUCAGAAAGUUCAAGACAUGAUGACUCUGUUGAAGAAAAGGAAGAUACAGAAGGCCAACAAGAAAACAAGAAGCAGUCCUUUGACGGUGCUGACCGAGUAACAGUAGACAUGAUGGACUCCAUAGACAGCUCUUUUCAAAGGUAACUGGUCACCAAGUUUGCUCCAAAACAAACCAAAAAUUUCAAAUUUCCAUUUUGUAAAAUGCAUAAAACCAACAAAAGGAAGUACCACGUGAAAGUAUUGGCAUAGAGGUUCCAUUUGAAUGGUCACAGCACAUGGUUUCAUCCUUUAAUUAGAAUCAAAACUCAGAACUACAUGCUUAAUAAAUAAUUCCACUUGAAAGCAGUAAUGAAAAGGUUUCACCACGAGAUCCCAUCCGCAGACUCAAAACUUAGGACCAUGUAAAAGUACUGCUGAAGUCGUUCCAUUUGAAUGGUCACACCACAUGAUUUCAACCGAAGACUAAAAAGUGAGAUAUGCGUCACAAUUGACUUUCGGCGUCCCGCUCUUGUAGGCAUAUUUUUAUAUUUUUUUGUCACUGCGUGGUAAAUGUUAUCUCACUCUAUAUUACUGAGAUGUGUUUCCCAAUAAACCACACGUUGUUUUCCUUGCACCAUGAGGCUGGUUUGGUGACGCUAUCGCUUCUUAUAUUGGCCGUUACAAAGUGGUUGGAUAUUCGUCCCCCCAAACCGUCCCAUAAUACAUUCAACACACUCCACUACCUCAAAAAAGCCAAUAGAAAGAAUGUUGCUUUUACAAUUAAAAAAUUGUUACUUGAUUUUCAGGUUUUACCCACUUCCUUUCCCAGUUGCUCCCCAGUCCAGUGCGCGCGUUGUAUCGACGCAUGCGCUGAAUGAAAGAAUGAAAGAAAUGAGCGAAAGGAUAGAAGCAAUGGAUCAAAUCACGUUGAACAUGGACAGAGAAUUUAAGAGUUCGCGCGUGGUAAGUACUACGCUGAUUUAGCAACAGAACGGGAACGUCAGUUGACGACGGCGCGCGCAAAUCAAACAACUGGCUUGACCAAUGGCAGAGGGGCAAACUGGGCGCCGGAAGUCGAGUUUGGUCCUUUCCGCGCGCUUUUCCGUCGUCAAAUGACGUCACCGGUCAGCUAUUAACCAAUUUUUUUUUCCUGACCUUAGUUAUAGUCCCAGAAGUCUUUGCGAAAGUUAACUUGGCCUUGUCCCCUUUCCCUUUCCAAAGUGGUGAAUCUGUUUGCAACUUUACGUACCAGAAACAUUCUUUGUCGUUGUAUAACCCGCGGCAGUUUUACAAUGAAGACAUCCCCUGUGAUUUUUAUUUUGAUAAUAACUGGUCUCGCUAAAGUUUCUUCCGCGGACAGAACUAUAGAUGGUAGCGAAGAGCUCCUUAAGAGUUUACAUUUGAUUGAUCACACUCAGACAAAAACUCAGACUCGGCAUAUCUAUGAAUAACAAGGCACGAAAAAAAUUAUUCAGUCGCUUUCAUUUUAAUGACAGCAAGGAUCAUUUCAAUAGAGUAAGAAAUUGUACACCCGCUGAAUGACUCAUUAUAUGGGAAGAAUAUUUGUGCAUAAUAAGUUCUGCUUCUUUUUUUUCCAGCUUCUUUCAGCUAUUCAAAGUAUUGAUGAAGUGCUAAACCCAUCUCCAACGGAGGAUGAAUCCUUCCCAAGGUCCCGUCGAGGAACGCCCCAGAGAUGGGGAGAUACCCCACCGUGGAGAAGAGCCUCCAAAAGAAUGCCUCAACAACUACAAAAAUCUGAAGGUUGGUUAUUUUACCAUUGGUUACGCAUAUUAUUGCUAAUUCAGGAGUGCAGUUAGCAAGGCUUCGAAUAUAUAAAUUCUCCACACUGAUCUCCAAACAUUUCCUUAAAGAAUUAGUUGAGAGAAUUUGAUAAAAGAUCAAUGCAUUUUCCCUUAGUUAGAUGAUCAUUUCAUUUAAUCUCAUAACCUUUUCUCUUGAUUUUGCACUGACAUUGUUGGGAGAAAAUUGAUGUUGGUCGCUCUACUUAAUGGAGGUAGUUUCUAAGGAAACUGUGGCGUUGCCCGCGUGGUUGAGGAGUGAAACAUCAAAAUUUAGUUUCGUCAAAUCAAUGGACCAAGUAAAUCCACCUCGUUCCCAGGAUCCUACUCGUCCCCUGGAGUGAGAGAGAAUGGAGUAGGAAAGGACCCUGGGAACGAGGUUGCAUGAGAAUUUGCCAUCGCAAUCAAUUUCCAAAGCUGGUAUCUCGAGCACUAGCUAUCCCUUCCAUAUUCAAAUCUGUGGAUAAAACGUAAUUUUUCCUUUCCUAUUUAGAUACGGAAGAUAGCGUUGAUGUUGAUGUAGAAAAAGAAGCGAGAGUUGACGUGGAUAAUGUACGAGAUGUUAAGUCUGAACAGGAAGAGAAGGCCAGCGAAGGUACUGAAGAACAGAUAGUUUCCGAGGUAGAAGAAGAUGAUGACAGUCGCUCCGAUGAACAACAAAAAGAAGAAGUCGGAGACAGCGUUGAAAUGCGGAGUGAUGGUGCCAUAGAAGAAGGCGAAACAGCCUUUGACGGAGAAGAGACAGCUGAUGACAAGCAUGAAGAUUAUAACAUGGACAUCAAAGCCGAUGCUGAAUGGGAUCGCCAGAAAGACGAACUUGCAGCCCCUUCACAGCAUCAUGAAAGGUAACAUACUUUCUAACAGUUUUUAGUCAUUCAUGUGUUUCGUCAAGCCAUUCAUCUAAACGACGUCGUUUCUCAAGUGUCCCAAGCCUGCUUGAUUUAUCGUUGUUUAACUACAAAAGCUCCUUUUUAGUUAACUUUCUUUCAACUUGUUAGUACGGUAAGUGUGAUAAAGGUCUGCCUCACGGAAAUUCCUAAUAUUUUAGUGAUCUAGAACUAAUUUUUUUCUUUUAAGACGUGUUUCCACCGUUUUCACUGAUGUCAGCAUUUUAGAAAUAAGCGAGAUUUUUAAACAAAUAGAACUAAGUAGAUUACUUAUGAUAACAUGCCGUCAAUACACCUAUGCACACCUAGAAAAUAUUCUAAUUUUGAAGUGGCAUAUUCUAUUCCCUUGCAAUGUUUUAUUUAUUUUUUUAAUUCACUUAUUUACUUUUUGUUUCCUUUCAGAGAUGCAAAACCUCAGGUUUAUGAUCAUUUAGAUUCUCUUUCAUUAACACCGGAUAAGCUGAAGGACAUACUCCGCGACAAAGACAUAAAAAGAACUCGGUAGGUUAAAUUUGUGACUUCUACACUGUAGAUUUUAACAAGCGAACUCUCUUUACAGAUGUUGAAUACCUGCUUAGCAAAAGGAUAAGAAAUAUGGGAGAUACGAAGCAAUGCGCGCCAGACAGGAAGAGGACUUCUGGGAUUGUUUGGGUGGACAACCAUUAGUUUUGAUUGGUCAAUGGUAUCCAAAGACAACCAUUGACCAAUCACAAUUAACGCUUGUCUACCCAAACAAUCCUAGAAAUCGUUGUCCCGAAGGCUUGUACCCAUUCUCCCUCUGGUGUAUGGAGUGGAGAAUUGCCUCCUAUUGUUUGGCAGGCGAGGCGUUUGUUAAAAUUAUCUAGGAACGUUUUAUGAUGCUUUAAUUUUCUUCCCUCAGUAGGGACCCCAGCCCAGAUGCUAGAAAAUAUCUUAAGGAAUGGAUGAACAAAAAACGUUCAGAAAAGCAAGCUGAAUGGCGGAACCAGCAGGAAGAGCUUCGUGCACAGGAACAUCAACCUUUCAUGUCUCCCACACAGGUAAGAAAGGAUCGAAAAAAAGACAGAAUUAGCUAGGAUUGUUAAAUCGAUGUUAAGGCGCGGACACGCCAUGCAGUAUCACACGGCACCGUUUGUCCCGCCGCGUAAUAGCUUGUGCAGGGACUCUGAUUAAAUUGGUGCCGCAGUCCCUUAAAUUGCUUGCAAGAAGUUGCACAUGAUAUCAUAUCGCGUGGCCACCGGGAUUUCAAAAGUUUUAAGCGAAUAUGCAUAGUGUGACUUCGCCUUUACGUAGUUAUAAAUUUAAAAACGAUCAUGGAGUUUUGGUUAAUGCGAAGUUAUCAUGAGGUGGAAAUAUUAUUUCUCAGUCUACGGCUACAGUUGCCUCUCGCGUGCGUUCUUGCGUGACAACGCGUGGCUAUCUUCCUUGUGAUAGCCAGACCUUCGUAUUUAUGUUAUCUUGUUAUUUUAAGGGCACUGUUACUUAUAAAAAGAUGAAGUCCAUGGAAAAGGAAAGAGAUGUGAAACGCAGGUAAGAUUCAACAUUUUUCCUAAUCAUACCAAGUGAAUGAAUGAUGUGUCGUUAGUUACCUUACAAACGCCAAUAAAGGCGCAAGUCUGCCCUGCCAAAUAAGGCAGUUAUACAGUUCUGGGUUUAGAAACUAAAAAAGGUUUCGUCUAACGUUAACUUAAACAGGAAAACGGAAGAUCAACACAAACAGAAGAGAAUAGAAUCAGCGUCCAAUCUUCUCUCGGAGAUGCUGGCCGAGCCCGUUCCCAAGGCCAAUGUUCGUAAGCCUAAUCUCCGCUAUGGGGGAAACGUAACCUCGCUUUCUACAAAACCUCUCCCAGGGAAAAAGAAAAGAGCUGGCGAACGACACAAAACGUUACCUAAAAGUUCGCGUAAAGGUAAAGAGAAAAUUGACCAACGAAGCGUUACAAAUGAAACAGCUCUUCAACAGUCUCGUUUUCCAGCGAAAGGUAACCAUUCCGUUUACGAUGGAACUUAUCGUCCAGACUCGUUAUUUUCCGAGGAUUUUCCGGAUCGCGGUGCCGCAGAAAUUACAAACAUCAGAUCGCAAAGAACCCCUCGAUACGACUUAAUACGAACUAGCAGCCCGGUCGUUUCAGACGAACAAGAUCUUGCCAGUUUAGUACAAGAUAAAACUGACCGAAACGAUAGGUUAUAUGCGAAGAAGACUGCUCCGGACGACGACUAUUGGCGUUCGAAAUCUCCUACUGGCGCCGAGUUUGUUACGAAGCAAACAUAUCGGGACUUUGCUAAGAACCAGCCGAAACGAUUGAAAGCGCGCGAAACUGCCUUGCGCAGGACUCCCCAUGGGGGUAUCAAUGCGCAAAGAUUUUCAUCGCAGCCGAAGGGCGUUACAACUAUGGGACGAACGUUUGCGAGGACACAACCAACUUACCCUCUCCUCCCUGGUAGUGAGACGUUAGCGGAAGUAGAUCGGUUGUUAGAGGAGGAUGUCGAUGGUUUAGAUGUAGAGAAUCUCGAAGGAAUAGAAAGCCUGUUGGAAGGAGAUGAAGAAUUGAAGGACUUGUUAUCUGAUGUUGACUGGCGAGGUAUUAAUAAGGUCAGUGUGUUAGUUGAAUUUCCUAUUCAGUUAACCUAUAGUCGUGACGCCAUACAACACUUUACUCUGUAAUUUUACAGAAAAUUCUGCGUAAGGGUAGUUUAUUUCCAGUACUAACUUUUGGUCGAAUAAAACACCCAAGCGCGCGGAAAAUCGCAUCCAGCGAGGAAUCGCGACGCGCGCAAGGCGAUUUUGUGUUCCCUCGCGUGCCUCGUAAGCACUUCUCUCUAAGACGGUAACAAACUACUCGCAGGCACUAGCGCGUGAGCAUAAGCAUAAGAACAUACACACACGCAGAAUGGCUCAUUUGACUUAAUUCAUGAUACCAGCUCUCCUCAACCCGAUGAUAAACAAGAUGGCGGACGAAGCGUCCGCCAUAUUGCUUUUGAUAUGUUUGCAUGAGGUCUGGGUCAAAGUGAUCUAUGAUUGGUCCAAGGCCUUGUGCUUAUGCUUAUGCUUAUGUCGACUCCGUUUUCACCAGUCAAAGCUACGACGUAAGCACGAGCACAAGAAGAACGAACUUGUCCGUUUUUCUUGUGCUUGUGCUUAUCCCUAUGCUUAUCCGCUAGUGAAAACCAGGCUUGAAGCACCAACAAAAGUCUAAACCUUGAGUGAUCGUGGUCGUCAGUACUUCCGAGUCAACUGGAAAUGGUUGGCAAUGAUAGUUUAAAUUUAGAAACGACUGAAUAUUUCGGGGCAAAAGGGCGGCACCAGACACAAAUUACACCCUCUUAUCUAUCAAAGCAUUUGCAUUGAAUAGAAAUCUUCUUUUCAAUUAAAAGGCUUGUUUUUUUUACUUUUAGCCUAGAAGAGUUGAUUCCUCCGGGCUAACUGGUCAACGCUCUAAGCUGAUUAAUGGAAGAAUUAAAGAAACGGAGAGAGAAGAAAGUAAGUUUUCCUGUCCGAUCACGCAAAGAAUACCUAACAUUUCCUUCGUCUUACAUCCUUAUAUAACUUUAUUUCACAAUAAUUAUUGCCUGAAAAUAUAAUAAAGAACACAAUUACGCCUUGUUAAACCGUCAUGUUUUGGUGCUUGCAGUUGAUUGGCCAUCAAACGGGAACAGAGAUUACAGUCGACAUGAAGCUGAGCCAGGAGUACCUUCAACCAGCGUUCUGUUGCGGGAGUUUGAUCUUGACGUCAGUCCGUGGAGUACUGGACAGAGUUUGCGCGCAUCUGAUGAUGUUGCUCAGCUUCUGGUGAGUUAUGGGAUAGCAAUUUCAGUUGAAAGCUGUUGCGCUCUACCAGUAUUCCUCUGUUGGGUCGUCAAUUUUUUUUUCUCUUCAACAAAAACUCUUGAAUGGUAUCACUUUAAAAUUUCUUCUACAUGGUUAAAAAUUAUGAUCACCUUCAGUGUAUAUGCAUAAUAAACAGCGUAACAAGAAACUAAUGCUCAAUAUAUACAGCUUUCAUUUAAAUGGGCACAUUUUAAGAAUUCUUAAACCGAUACAAAAGUUACGACCACCCUGUAAAGGCUAAUAAACAGCACUUCGACACUACAUUCAAUAGUUUUCACAACAAAUCUAGCCACGUUCCUAAACAUUCAAUAGACUUUUAUAGUCAUGUGGAAUGAGUGGUCAACAAAUCCCCCGCGGUUUUUACUUCCAUACGCGCGCUCGACGAUCUCUAAAGAGAAAAUAGACGGAUUGUGAACAGGCUAGAAUAAUGAACUCAGAAGUUUGAUGUAGCACCCAAUCAUUUUCUUAGAUUCUUUGUUGUUGUGUUUUAUUUGAGGCUGAUGUUGAUGAGGCUGUAGGAAAUAUGUCUGAGAGCACAGGAAGUACCCGAAGUCACAUAGACUGGGAAGAAGUUAACAAAAUCAUGGGAGAAGCAUAGUUAUAGACAGAGCUAACAGCGAAAACAACGUUUAAAUCAGCUAAGUCUUGAUCCAUCUGUGUGUUCCUUUGCCCGUGGAAGUUUUACUAGUUUCUCAGUAAUGCCAUGGUUCUUGUAUUAUCCAGUGUAGGAUGUACAUUGGUAUAUACCGAAAUUUAGCAAGCAUCAUGAUUUGGAUGACAUUUUCCCUUUGCUUGGUCUUCUGUUGAUAUUUCACAUACUUAAUAUUCAGCAUAUCGACAAAAGCUGAGGAUCUCAAAAUUGU
This is a messenger RNA of Porites evermanni, 46413 nucleotides long. The record is from the annotation of a GenBank genome assembly. Lineage: Eukaryota; Metazoa; Cnidaria; Anthozoa; Scleractinia; Poritidae.